Messenger RNA from Xyrichtys novacula (pearly razorfish), 49813 nucleotides. The record is from the annotation of a GenBank genome assembly. Lineage: Eukaryota; Metazoa; Chordata; Actinopteri; Labriformes; Labridae.
CCCUCACUGCGAGUGGAUGGAAAAAAAAUGCAGCUGCAGGAAAAAUGGCUCCAAACACCGCACCGCUAAAAGGUGAGAAACUAACCUUUGCUUCAGUAAAUGUUGACCAGCUCAAGUUUGAUCCUGUCGUUGAGUGAAAACUGUGAUUUGUGCUCCGGAGUAAACAGCCGAUAACCGUUGAACAAAAGCUGCUUUUCUUCCUUGUUGUGUGUAGUUGGCAGGACCUCCUCAGUAGCUGCUCUGGUACUUUUUGGAAUAAUAAAUCAGAGUCUGUAAAAGUGAAACAGACAAACUGGUUAUCGUUAUGAGUCCAAUGUGACUCUCGGUGUUUUAUUAUGAAUUGCAUAUUUGUCUAUUUUCCGGGUCGCUGACUGCUUUAGCGGCUAACAAACUUUAGCAUCCAACAAAGUCUAAAGUUAAAGUUCAAACCGCUCUCUCAAGUAUCAAGAAGUGACAUCUGAUCGCAUUAGCCGGCUCACCAAGUUAGAUUACUUUCUCUUUAUCAGCUGAAAGUUCCUGUUAUCUUCUAUUAACAAACUGAAAGUCUUUAUAACUCCGAGCAGAAAAACUAACAUUGACAUUUCACAACAACACAUCACCUGGUGUCAGGUGAGCAUCAGCCGACAGGUUUGCUCACUAAAUGUAGACAGGUCGUUAUUGAAGUCGUUUUAAAGCCUCAACAGCAGUAGAUGGAGGUUUCCUUUAGUGAUUCAUACCUACAGGUGCAUAACUAAGACGUACAGAUCGUGUUUCUGUCGCUUAAAUGUCUUCAGAAAUGUUACCUGUGAAUACAGAACUCAGGUGAUAAGCUUUGACACCUGGAAUCAGAGGAAAACUGGUUCUGUCUGAAGUGAUUGGAAGAAUAUUUGAGUAUUUUACUACCUGGUCAUUCCCCCUUUUUAAUGCCAGCUAUCCACAUUGGCACUUAUCAGAUGUUGUACCUGCUUAUAAAUGCAUGCACUUAUGGAAAGACAGUGUUUUAUAUUAAGGUUGUGCACUCAAAAAACAGGGUUUGCAUUCACCCUCUGCAACUUAACAUGAUUAUCUUUGUGUUUUAAUCUAAUUCAUCCGCUUGACUAAUCAAUUCGUUGUAGGCUGGGAACUCGGACCAGCCCUCAGGAUGUUUUUGUCUACUGUUUUUCACUUGUAUUUUUAGCAGCCAAUACCUUGUGCAUAACAAGAUGAAAACACUCUCUUGGGUGUUGGGGUCCAAAAUGCCCUUAUUUUGAAAAACAAAUGAGACUAUGUAAAUCCAGAAAUGAAACAGUAACUUUAACAUUUUGAGUGAUACAAGUUCAAAUUUGGCAGAGUACUCAGGUGCAAAUUAAAACUCUGGUCCUCUCUAAAGUUCAUAAAACAGUUUCCACAGGAAUAGAUGCCUCUAAACAGAUCAUGGUCAGUAUCAAUAUAUCAUCUAUAUUCAAUAAUCUUUAAACUUUGUGAGCUUCAGUUUGUUCUUUAUGACUUUAAUUUGAAAGGUUUGGUAAACAAUACAGAUCAGUCUUUCUAACAGCUCAGCUCGGAGUACAUCACAUACAUGCUUCUUCUGCAAGCCGCUUUAUUUCUUUAUUAUCCAACUCAUAUCCUAAAAAUGAAAUUUAAACUGUUUAGUGAAUUAAAACAGUUUGUUUUACAUUCAUUUUCCAUUUAAAGGUCAUGCCCUUUAAAUCUAUAAACUUGACCUGGUUACUUAUUUUCCUUUUAGGAGGUGAUCUUGUACUUUGGAUCCAGCAGCAGUUUGUUAACGUUGACACCUGCACUUUUCUCAGCUGUUAGAAACAAAUCUCACACCUGACCUACCUGGACCGAUCUGAAUUUAAAGGAUAAAUGAAUUUAGAUUAGUUUGAUCAAGCUAGAUAUGAUUUAAUCAAGCUGAUUGAAUUUGUAGUAAAGCAUUCAGACUGAGGUUUAUGUGUGUGCUGAAACGUGGUCCCAGACAUGGUUAAGACAGACAUGUGUAGGUCACCCUGUGCAAAUGGGGCUUAAGCUUUGAUACAUGAAGAGUGUAAAAUAAGAUUUACUAAACUGUCAGAUUUGUUGAAGUAUUUAGCAAACGAUCCUAAACUUCCCCCGACUCUGAGGGUGAAAUUCGUCAUUGUGUCAUUUGCACUGGCGUCUGCAUCUCCUUCAGUUUCUCAAUCCUGCACCAUGCUGUGGUUUCUGUCUUUACCCAGCGCUCAGCUGCAUUAAUCUCCUUCUCAGAUGUUGAAUGUAGCUUUUACAGGACCCGAACUCUGCCAUCCUUUACCAUGGCGUGGUUGGACAGAGUUUGCAGUGUUAGUCUUCGCUGCAGUUGGCAGCUUUUCCCCCAUAAGUGGAAAUUUCCUUCAUUCUUUACAUGUCUCAUGUUGCCAUAUAUGGGCUUUAGCAUAUGGCUAUCUUGAUGCUGGAUCUCAGCUGUUGAUACCCUCAAACGUAGUGAGAACAGCAUGCAACCAAAAAAAGUCAAACUUGAUUGAUGAGUUAAGGUGUUACAUGUUGUUUCUGACUGUCUCAGUGUCUGGAUCAGGUCAGAGGUUAUGGCCCGACUCAGGAAAAGUGACUUAAAGCUUUGGUCUCAGAAUCACUGACACAUGGAUGAACUGACAUGUGAGUUAAACCCUCAACACCGCCGACAGGGCGCUCUUAAACACUUUGAUAUUCAAAGUCCUGAAACUGUGCUCCUUUUGGCAAAGUUGGCACCAAGCUUUCCUCGUCCAAAACUUAAUGAAUGCAGCCACAUUGUUGCUGCCUGCUGGUGUGAGCACAGCUGAUAAGACAAUCUUGGACCAUGGUGCUAACAUAAUGCUAACAGAGUGGGAGAAGGCCAGAGGAAGAAAGAGAGAAAGAGGGAGAGAGACCCGUCAGGCUGCUUAGCAUGCCAAAUUCCUCAGCUGCACAAUAGUGCUAGGCUAGCCUGAGCCCCAGCACAGCCAGCCUUCUCCACCACAAUGGGAGGGGAAGCUCAGGAGAGGCCGUGACGCCUGGGGAGGGAAGGAACUCACUCAACCCUGGGACUGUGAUGGUUGGAUGAAUGGUUGCUUUGAGAAGGCGGCGUGUCAUUUUAGGACCACAAAACACUCUGUGCAGAGAUGUUCUCCUCCUGUUAUUGAUAUCAACCUUCCUCCUGAUAAUGUCAUAGAAGGGGGAAGAAUCACUGCCUGAUGUUAUUUUUAGAGUGCAUGAUUUAUGCACGAGUUGCAUUCCUGCACACUGGCACAGAGGUUUGUGAGUCUACAUGUCAGUAUGUUGUCUGAGUCAUGUGACACCUCUUGUUUUCUUUAGUCCUUCUGUUAGUAUGUGGUGAGUCUGCCUGCUUACAUCGUCAAAGUGAUCAACAUGCCAACGAUGUGGGCCACGCUGCGGUUAUGUAACCUAAUCAUUGCUUUGGCUGUUUACACUCCAGCAACUAAUUAUUGGUGUUCAAUAUGUAUCAGUCCAGUCAGACGCGUCUAAAUCAGAGUUGUUUGAGCUGAACUUUUCAGGUCAUUGCUCCACUGGUAUAAUCUCAAACUUGACUCCUCCUAACGUCAUCUAAAUGGUGUAUUUUUCCUUUUCCAGGUGUUUAAAGACUCACUGCGCUACCCUCUGGGCCACACUGACUUAAAGGCUGACACACUCAUGGCACCUCCCAGUUGAAAGAAUGGCCCAGAUAUCAAGCGGUAAUGGGUUCAAGCUGGAUGUCCCUCAGCCAAAGGGGGCUGUGGGGAAAGAGGAGGCCCUCCGCAUGGAGGAAGAGGCUUUAGCAAAGCUGCAAAGGGAGAAGAGACACACCCUGUCAACUUCAGCUCCGGCGUCGUCCUCCGCAGCAUCCCCUGCGGUGUCUUCAGCCUUCUCCAAACCAAAACCUUCAAAGUCUACCACUACUGCUCCUCAACCAUCACCCUCCACUCACAGACCAGAAAAGGACCUCAUUGUCUUCCCGGAGACCAAGAAACAGGCGGAGCAGGACAAGUUUAGGGACAUUGACGUGGACAAACUGACCAAUGAGGAACUUGAAAAGCUCCUCCUGGAUGAAAACUUUGGAGCGAACAGUAAGGUGUCCCGCCCCUCACUGCUGGGGUUUAACCUCAGUGCCUCCUACCCUGGAGGCCAUGCUUGUAGCUCUCCUUUCCAGGGUGGCCAGUGGACCCCUGUCCUAUCCACCCCGUCUAGCUCCAGUGUGUCCACUCCCACCCACCAACCCAUCCCGGUGUUCCCCUCGGCUCCAUUCCCCAAACCAGGCACAUUUCAGAACGGUUUCACUCCAACCAUGUCUCCCUUUAUCACCAUAUCGACACAGCAGCCAUCCUUCAUGGCGUUUACUCCCAUCCAGCCUGCUGCUACGAUGGUCUUCCAGCAGCCGACCGUGGACCCGGAGAUGGCCAAACUCUUUGACAAGAUUGCCAGCACCUCAGAAUACUUGAAGAAUGGCAAAUCGGCCAGCACUGACCUAGAUUCCUCUCAAACCGGCACAGCAUCCCUGGCACCCAACCCACCACCUCAGCAGCCAGCAGUGACGGAAUCCUCCGGCAUUAGCCGCUUUGACUGGCUGGAUCUGGACCCGCUCACAAAGCGUAAAGCCGAGAACGAGGAGGCAUCCCAGGCGUCAGGAGACGCUGCACAGACAGCACCAGGACCUUCUGCUGGGGAUCCUUGGGACGCAGUGCUUGAGACUGGAGGGAAUAGCGCAGACAGCAGCAGCAGCCCCCAGCUGGAGGCAAAAGCGUCGCUGUCAGGUCGCUCGCAGCACAGGAGGGCUUCAACGGGAGCAGCUGUCACCAGGAGUCACUCACUUAAUAUCCCAGGAACUUCCUCUCAGCACAAACCAAACAGUCAGGUAGGAUCACUCUCUUAUGAUAUCAUUUCAGGUCAGUUAUUAACAUGAUCGACCCUUAGAACUUAUCUCCUCAGGCAGAUCUUUACGACACACGCUGGUGUCCUGACUGACCUCACAGUCGUCUGCCAGAGCCGCCGAUUCCCUCUGUAUAAUAAACGAUAACGCUGCAUCCUCGUGUUCACUCCAUCAGAAUUAAUAUUUGUAUUCAGGGAAGGAAACUGUGACCUGCCAAAUGUAAACACUGUUUCCUUAUAUUCAUCUAGCUGCUUAUGAAACAGACGGUAAGUCCAACCAGCAGGGACGAGACUGAAAUGAUCUUUAUUGUAGUUUUUAAUGCUUGAAUAAUAAAAGGGGGAGGUAGAGCGUGCAGCCUGACCAAGCAGGGAUGAGCCUCAGCCCGAACCUUUAUCUUUCUCUGGACUAGGAAUGGGCGUUUUAAGAAAGCCCUUCGAUUGAUUAAUCAAAUCAAUUAAUGAUAGAUCAUCGGUUUGAUUGUUUACUUAUAUGACUGGCAGAAAAUAUGCAAAAAACUUGUUUUUCGUCAUUGAACCCCCCCAACUGUUGCUCAGGACUGCACGCUACAUGCUUACUCGCGCUUCCUGGUGGGAAUCACCAGUGGCCCCAUGAUACAAUAUUAUCGCGUUACUUGGGCCACGAUACGAUAUUAUUGCGAUUUUUUUACAUUUUGCAAUCCAGUGAGUAUUAUGAGACAAUAUAUUGCAAUUUAUACAAUUUUGUCAACUGUUUAGCUAAUUUAGCAUUUGUCUUUCCUUCGUCUUAUUUACGCUGUACUUUAUUUUCCUGUAGCACUUCUUGCAAACCUCAUUUAUAUUUAUUGCACCAACUUUCUCCUGCUCUAUGAUGUUACCUCUGCCAACCUUACUGGACACAAACAGUUGAUUUUAAUUCUCCAUUAUAAUAGAUUUGACUUCAUAUUAACAAUUAAUUUGAAAAAAUCGAUACUUGGUCAAUGAGACAAUACAAUAUAUUACCAGACAAAGUGUCCUGAUACUUUGCUGUAUUGACUUUUGUCUUCCACCCCGACCGGCUACUUUAAUAAACAUCAUUUUUUUUCUCAUUCAUGAAACGCUAAAAUCAUUUUCCGGGACAUUUUCGGACAACUUUAGCCGAGGACAGGUCAUCCAAAACGAGGACUGUCUGGUCACCCUACAGUUCCUCCUUGCUAGCAAGUAGCUGAUGAUAGGUUGAGACUGAGAGCACUCGGAGGAUUCAUUAACCUCAUUCGGAUGUACGUGGUUCAAGUGGUCCAUCACUGGGAUCCUAUCUGCCCGGCUACCGUGAUAAACGUGAACUGGCGAUGGACGCACGCUGUCAGACCUUUUUUAAUAACGAUAGAUCGAUCGAAAUUCUUAACGAUCAAUUCAUCUAUCAUCGAUUAAUCGUGUUCAUUCCUACUCCGGACUCCUCUUCUCUACUCCUUGAGACUCUAACUGUGGAGGCGGAGCGUACAGCUGAAGUGGAGACGGUGUAUCUUGUGUCAGGUCUUCAGUUUCAUCAUUCGAGUUCAUUUCCUAACACCGUCAUGUCUUUGCACGCCGAACAAAUAAAGAAAUCAAACCGCAGCUCUAACAUGGGCAGUAAUUAUAGAGAGAAGACAGAUAGAUGCUGGUGGAUCUUCCUCUUCAACCAAAACACCCAUCAGCCUCCUGCCUCAGUCACUCCUCUUAACAUCCUCUUCCUCCUGCUCCCUGUCAUUAACUUCUCUCACUGUGGUUAGCUUACCCACUGAUUCACCCCUGAGCUGCAUGUUGGGAUUAAUUUUGCCACGAAAGACACAAUGAUCCGAUUCUUUGCGAUGAAUAUUUGGAGCAUUCAUUUAGGACAGCGCUAAAGGCGAGCGGCCUGGGGCAGCCCGUAUCCUCUAAGUCCUUUGAUUCCCCCUUAAAACUGAUCAACCAUCUGUCAUCAGCUCUGAGCCGAGACAGGACAAGCGUUUGAGUCUCCGUGAACUUGUCACCCUCUGUGUCUCCCUCUUUAUUCGGCGUUUGAUUCCUUGGAAGUUGUGAAUCUGCUGACAGGAAGUAAAUGAGUAAAGGUUUUCACGCUUCAUGAGAACAAAGCUAACCUCCGUUUCUCAAAAACUUGGUCAUCACGCUGUUUUUUUGUGCGGUUUUUUAAUGGCGCUCACUUCCUGCUUAUUGUGUCCUGACCAAACAGUGAGUCUCUCUCCGGGACGUUUCUCACACCAUAAUGAUUAACCUUAAACCGCCGUACAAGGGAGGCGCUUGUUUUAAGGAUUCUCUAUGGCGAGAGAACAUGACGGACAUGACGGACGUUCAAGAAUUCCCUCCAGCUAACAGCAGGUCCAGCAAGUCUGCAGACUCAUCAGAAGCGUCGUGUCUGCUUCAGCCAGCUGUGUCGUCCAAGGAUGAGGAAUGUGUGCUUCUGUGGAGGCACGAAAGGGUGUUUGUUUACACUUGACUAUAUGUUAUGUCUAGGUUCAGGCCUGUGUUCGUCAUCAGGCCUCAGUGUUGUGUCAUGUGAGCCUUUUUAGCCCCCCACACACUUUCACUUCAACUUCAUUUGCAAACUUAUUUCUGUAAUCUCUAUAAAUGUGAGUUUAAGAUUGAGUUUCCUGGGCUGAUGCUCCGAUUCUGAUGCAUGUAGAAGUUUGAAUAAUGCGACAAAAGGGAACAAGAGGAAACCAAAGUCUGUUUCGACAUGAUCGUAUGAGAUAAACUAGACUUAAAAACCGCAGAGACUGUAAGACCAGGAACUUCAAAACCACAGGAGGAGUCUUUUAAAGAAGGUGCUUUCUUUCUCCGAGUUGAUUCAGAUUCCUGCGCGCACCACAAGGAUCAGUUUGCAGCGAUGACACAGCUCGGCCGAGGGCAGACUGUUAUCUGGGCUCGCUCUCUGAAGGACUCAAAUGUUGUUGUGCACUGAAAAUAGUUCCUCUCCUGCUUCCGUUUAAUGACUAAACCAGUGUUUUGAUGGAUUUUGCCCACAUGUUAUGCAACGGCGUGCUGCAGAAGCAUUUUUCAGAGCAGGCAGUUGUGGAGUCGACCGGUGAGGGGUUUUCCUGCAGCGCUGACAGCUUCUGGUGGAUCAGUUUACAAAGACUUCAGAAACAUUUGGGAAGAAACUUUAUCUGAGCGUUUACUGUUGGAAAUGUCGAAGUCCCUUUUUGAGUUAUGCAAAUAUUUUCAUCCAAACCAGGAAACAUUUUCAGGAGCUGUCAGGGUUUUACAAACGGGCGCUUUAGACACCAGCUGAGCCGUGAGAGGAGCACGGAGGUCAAUGUAUUUUCACCAGAUAUUUUCACGCAGAAGGUGGAACCCCUAUACCCCCACCCUGAUUAGUCGAUUUUUGGUCGAAAAUUUCAGGUAGGGCUGGGCGAUAAACUGAAAAUUUACCGAUACCAGCAUUUACAGCAAUAACCAACGCCAUUUUGCCCAUAUCGGUAUAUUCGGUGUCAAAAAAAUAAAUAAUCCAAAAUAGUUUUUGGAUGUGUGUAGGUAGGCUAUGGUCUUAUGUCCCUUUAAGACGCUGUCCUACGUCGGAGACGUGACUCCACCCCAUCCAGUCCGUAACAAAGAGGGAAAGACAGGUGAGGAGAUGGAGGACAGAGAGAAAGUUAAUGUAGGAGGGCGUGAGCAGCUUGUGGAGCAGUUAUCAUCUAUUUAUCGUUAUCGAGGUGAACUGAUCAAUAUAUUGUGAUAUUGAGUCGAGGCCAUAUCCCCCAGCCCUAACUUCAGCGUUUUAGUCAACCAAGAAUUUCUUUGGUUGAUCACAGUCUUAAUUCAGACCAUAUUAGAGCUUGAUCUCCAAACCAGACUGGCUCACGUUGUCAGCUCUCACAUGCUAAAAGGAUGAGCCACUAAAUAUAUUAAAAGAUCCUUAAAUCCACAUCUUAUCAUGAAGAUGAAAAUCAAUUCGCUCUACUCAAGGCUCAAUAAACACAAGAGUGAGAUCCCAAACACUACACCAAAGUUAUGUAAGAAAGUUACUCCCAAAGGACGUUAAAAAAAGCCGAUAAAGACUGAAUGUGACUCUGACAGGUUGACAGGAAGAGGAGGACAAGUGUUUUUAUGCCGUUAUUACACUUAAUUUUCAUAACAGCUCACUGUAAAGUGAAACCUUUUAUUGCUCUGACUUCCUCUCACAAAGUAUCGGCGAUGAGAGUGAACGCCCACCCAAGUUUUAAAAAUAACUCUGCAGCACAUGUAGGCUGAUUAGAUAGAGACGCUGCGGAGCGCAGACAGUUAGCAGACCCUUCUUCAGGCUCACAUUCAAGGUGUAUGAAGUGAAGUGAAGAAACUACAUUUAAAGUGAGUGUAACUGCUGUGAAACUGCAAUCUAAGGUCCACAUUGAGAAACUCGAGAAACCCCAAAAAUCAGAGCAGACCAGACAUUUCACCAUGUGCGGUUGAAACGACUUUCCUCCGCUGAUUCACUUGUAAGUAUGUGUCUCAAUAAGCUUUUUGGGGCACUGUGAUUCAGCCUGAGGUCGUCAGGGUUUUGUUGUGGUUGACAUGAUGUGGUUACACGGGCAUGUGAACAGUAAGAUGGAACAAAUGAGCCCGAGCUCGGACAGUAAGUCAGAGUUUCUGGACCAACUUUAGAGUACGCCUGACUCAUUCAGACUCAUCUGCUUUUCAUUUUCAGGUAUUAUUAAACUACUUUAAUAAAAAAAAGUAAAAUAUCUGUAUUUAAUAUCGUCUGAAGGCUGAUCUGCUGUUUUAGUUUUGGCAUCAGCUGAUGAAAACAAAGAUUGAUCAACCACUGGGACUGUUUUCUGGGUCUUGUCCAGUCAAACUUUGAGUUUCGGUUGUAAUCACAGGUUUAUAACGGGGUAUAUUGAGUCUGAGUGUGUGUGUGUGUUUGAAGCUCAGUCUCCUACCUGCUCCUACAAGAGUGUCUCAUUGUUUCCUUCCCUUGAUCACUUUGCUGUCAUCCUUUCCUCCUUCUGUACCUCGGUUUCCUCAGAUCCUGUUGGGUCUAGUUAGUCACUUCCCUGGCGUUGACUGUAGGUUAGUGAUAAUAAUCAGUCAAACAAAGAACUCAAACAGCAACAACAACACCUGUUCAGACCUGGCUCCACGGUUUGAGUCAUUCAGCUCCCUGUUUCAUGUCUGCUCUGAGGAAGACUUCUUAUCAGUGCAGUUUUUUCAGGGAUGGGAGUUCUGCUGGAUUCAGGGUUGUUUGGUUUCCUCUCAUACAGGAACGGGUUAGUUAGUUUUACAGACUAGUUAAAGGGAUAUUCCAGAGCAAAAUUAAGUUAGGGUCAAACACACCGUAACACCGAGUUAGACCCCCCCUCCAGAGAUGAAUGUUGCCGACCGCUUGCUUCUCUAGUUAUACCAACUUUAGUAACGACCGCAGGAUAGCAAUACAGAGAGCCACGCGCUCAACCAAAGCGCCACUCUAUAUCCACAAAUAAUGCUCAGAACAGCACCUAACUUCAUCAACAGGACAUAUAGGGUCACAGACAUAGUACUAGACACCAAACAUCUUUUUAACUUUGACUCAUUUCUUUAGCAAAGAGACUAAACACAACUCACCUACUCUCUUCCAGCAGCCGUUUGCUUGUACGGAGACCUCCAGGCGAGUCUAUUGAGUGCAGCGGAGUUUCGCAGCUCAAGGAAGAACAUUUAUGAUCAUUACUUCAUGGAAAUGCAAUCAGACCGAGACGCUAAGGCAGAAGAACUACCGUGUCUGCAGAGAAAAAUGAUUAAGAUGGUGAUUAUUACUUCAAGGAAAUGAUCAUAAAUGUUCUUCCUUGAGCUGCGAAACCCCACUGUAGUUCAUAAUGGACUGGCCCGAGGUUUAGUCUCUUUGCUAAAGAAAUUAGUCAAAGUUAAAAAGAUUUUUGGUGCCUAGUACUAUGGCUGUGACCCUAUAUGUCCUGUUGGUGAAGUUAGGUGCUGUUCUGAGCAUUAUUUGUGGCGUUUUGGUUGAGGUUUGUUUAUGGCUCCUCAGACUGCUGUGUAUUGCUAUCCUGCGGUCGUUACUAAAGUUGGUAUAACUAGAGAAGCAAGCGGUCGGCAACAUUCAUCUCUCGACAGGGUGUCUUAAUUAAUUUAAUGCUGGAAUAUCCCUUUAAAAGUUUGAGCGUGGUCAUGGAGAUCAUCAGGGUGAUGUUAUGAACUCGUUGGAUGUUGUGUGGAGGUGUUACACACUCCUCAGCGUGUCUGUACCUGCUUUCUUCAGACUGAUUCGCUCUGAUCAAGAUCACAUAUCUCUGCACGACUCCACUAUAUGCCGUCAUGUAUUUUGCGUUUUUCCAGCCAAGUGUUGCACAGUUGAAUCUCUCCUUCCCCCGCAGACCUCUUUGAUUUUCACACCUCCGCACCAUCCCGCUGCAGACUCCGUUCUCUUUUAUCACCGCCUAAUUAGACCUCAGCACGGGCGCGAGAUGAAGCAGCAGUCUUAACACUCAGAGAGCUCUCAGGGUUUAAAAAAAACACGAGUGUGUGUUUAUGUUUAUGUGUGUGUGUGACUCAGUGGACAAACAGCUGUGCGUCUCCUGACCUUUCACCUUGUUUACUCGCUGAAAACAGGAGGCAUAUUGUGGAUAAGGAGAGAGGAAGCAGGUACAAACCAGAUACUGAUGCGCGGAACAAAACCAGCGCCGGCGUGUUCAGGGGGAAAAAAAAAAGAGUUGAUUUAUUAUGCAAUGUUUUUGAGAAAACAUCCCAGUGAGCGCACAGAUUGGAGCCACAUGACUGAAAAUAACAAACAACCAGGAAAAAAUAUGACGGGGAAACAUUUUUCUACGCUGAUGAUGAAUACUCACUAUGAGCUGUCGGGUCAGAGAGUGUCCUGAAAGAGUUGAAGAGUUUACACUGGAGAUGAAGAUGAAGAUGAUCUUUCUCACGUUUUCUGUAGUUAGAAGAAGCUGGGAUGUGGAUUAAAAACAGACUUUUGAGAGUUUGAGAAUCCUUUUUAUCCUGUUUGACUGAAAAUAGUGGGAAGACAGCGGAUGAAAUGUUGAAUGAAAAUAUUAUUGUUGUUUAAAAGUUCAAGUGUGGGUCCAUCUGAGGAGACCCUGUCCUAAAUUUAGGUGUCACACUGCCUGAUAACAUCACGUCUACUAAACAGUAAAGGAUCUCCAGGUCUGGACUCUUCUCCUCCAGGGCCAUGCUGUUGUAAUCCCUGCUGAAUGUGGUUUGCUGAAACACGAGGGUCUUGGUCUGGAUGGCAGCAUUUGUUACUUUAAUACCUGUCGAUGUGGUUCAGGAUUAAAGGGGACUUCACAGACAUGUCAGUGAUCCAUCUGUGGUUUUUGGAUUUGGUUGAAAUAAGCCGGAUGGACCCUCUCCUCUCCAGGAUAGAGAACUGUGAAUCUACGACUCCCAAAGGAGUCCCAGGAGCCGGAGGAGACGUCAGCACUCCUCAUGGUCAUGGUUCGACAUGGUUUCAGCCUGUAUUUGUGGAUGCAGCGGCUGAUUUUUUGCUCUGACAGUGGUUUCAACCUGUAUUCCACUUCAGAGUCAGUAUCACCCAAAGGCCAGAAUAUCAUAGCUAUCCAGUUUUUUUUAGUCUGUCCCCCUUUUUUAUGGACAUUUGUUCUUCACGUACGGAAAAUUAUUGCAUUCACCAUAAAAAGACUGGUUUUUUUGUUUGUUUGUUUUGUUUUUCAGACUAAUUCUCUGGGAUCAUGAUCAUUACUCUUAUUACUCUCAUCUGAUUGUAUGAGAUUCUUGCAGGAUUUUGAAGUUUCUCGUUCAGUCAGGAAAAAAAAUGUCCAAAAACAGAAGGAGAAAGAAAAAAAAAUCAUACAAAAAACAGAAUAAAAAUUUGUCAGAGAAACAGAAAGAAGGGAAAAAAUAUUAGUACAAAAAACUGAAGAAAAAAUAGUCUGAAAAAACAGAAGGAAAAAUUUUUUUGAGGAAAAUAUUUUUUUAAAAGUUUACUUUUUUUUUGCAGUACACUUCCAUAAUAACAGGACGUUGUUCUGAAAAUGCUGAAUCAUUGAAUUGCUCACGCAGUCUCUCACAGAGCGCUGAACCUCCUCUCAGUCGGCUGAAGUGGAUGUUUCUUAGGUGUGUAGACUCAUGUGCACUUUACCGUUUUUAAUAUGAACUUUCAUGUGUCUUUAAUAUCGUUGCUGAACUCGUCCAGAUCAUUUUACAAACUAAUCACAGCAUGUGUUUGUGUGUGACAGUCUCUCUGUGUCUGUUUCUCCACAUGUUUGACUUUAUCUCACAGGAAAUGUGAGUUCAUGAAGGAUCGGUCACUUCCUAAUCGAAAGAAGAAGUUGUUUUGUGUUUUCUGAGCAGCUCGUUCCUCUGAUUUAUCAACAGCCGAGUUUCUCACGAGCACGAGGAGGUCUCGUCUCUGCAGCAGGAUUCAACCAGAAAUGUUUAAGAGAUGAUGUCAAAAUCACUUCAGCUGACACUAAAAGGCUGCUGAGCUUUUACAACCCUGAAAAAAAUCGAUCAGCGUCUUUUCACUAAGUGCCCGAUCGGCAUGAGAGCAUCACUUAGCGGUUGUAAAAUGAAGCCUGCAGCUACUGUCCUGUUUUCUCCACCGGGCUGAGGAUGACAUGCUGCACCGUGAAGCUUCUCAAUGAGGCUUUUCUCAAAGUUUGUGUCCUGAACGGCUCCCAGGUUUUUUGAGACAUGGAUGAGGUUUCCCGCUCACGGUACCGUCAGCCCAGUCAUUUUCAUUAGACUGGCACAGAGAGUAGAGGAGAGGUGUCUGAUGUCUGGAUGUUUGCUGUAACUCAAUACUAAUGUUGGGAUUGGAAUUACCAGCAGCCACUGGUCGUAGCUGCGGCUGCAGGAGUUUUUUAUUUCUGCUGCUGAGCACAGACAGAACAAACAUCUCAUGUAGCUCUGGCACGUUUUUCUCUAUCAUACACCGUCUUUUCUGGGAAUUUAUAAAGUGGAUUUUUCAGUUUUCACUCAAAUCAAAUCUCCCUCUCCUGCAAGUUAAAAAAGAAGAGAGACAAGUGGAGGUGGAGGGAGUAACUGAACCAGUGGAUGAAGGUUACGAACUUAGAUGCAACCUGUAAAUUCUGCUGAUGUUUCAAAAUUAACCCGUCUAACCUGCAUCACAAGUCCUGUGAUAGUGACUAUGUCCCUCUCCAUGUGGUUUUCUAUCACCGUGACAUAUGUGCCCUUGUAUAGAUGCUGAAACACUCUGUGGUCUUUAUAGUUUUGCAGGCCUUACGUCUUCAAAAAGGUUUCUCUUAUUCGAACGUCUGUGCGGUGUGGCGACGAGCGUGCGUGUUUACACUCUACAAUCGUGAUAGUCAGAGACGCUGCCUGCAGGAUGGUCGGUUUCUCUAUGUUUCCAAUUAAAGUGAUUUUAGAUAAACAUUUAUCUUAGAUUAAUCCUGAAAAAUGAGGUGGUGACAGCAUGAUGGGACUGUUGUGAAAUUGUGAAGUUCAAACAUUUUCUUUUCAGCCUCACUUCGUGUAAUUUUUGCUGUAAAAACGCACAAAACUUUAGAAAACAGAUAAAGUUCUGGUCGUAAACUUUUAAAAUCUGCAGAUAUUCAAAGCUCAUGUUUUGAUAUGAUAUCGCUCAAUUUCACCAGAGAGCUCCUGCAGACUCUCACAUCCCUGUACACACGUUGUUAGAAACCAUCAUCAUUCAGGACGUCUAAAAAGUUGCGUAACUGCUCUCUUCUGUCCGUGAGGUUGAGCUAACCCAGAAAAAUAGCAGGAAUAGUUUAACGUCUGUGUCAUUUUGUCGAAGUCACGUGUAUCGUAAUUGAUUUAGUCUCACUCUGGAGCAGAAUGUGGUCGACUCACUGAUGAAGGACUCUCCGGAGAAAAACACCUCAGCAGCUCCAGCGGCUGGACUCUCACCAAAACAGACGUGUGUGUGAGGGCGGGAGACGAAUUAUGACAGGUCUCGUGUCUUUUCUAUAAUCCACAAGUCAAAAGACGUGAUCAGCGUUUGUUUCACAUCAGAGUUGUCCUAAAAACAGAAGUCUUUAAAACUAGAAACCUGUAUUUAGGUGACUGUAGUUAUAAUUGUUAGGAGAGGGGAUACAAAUAGACAGCAUGGUUAUUUUUAUGUCUGUUUCUUCCACAACAUCAUCUGAUUGGCCAGUUUCACAUGACUGUGUGACAUAACAGAACGGGUUAACCGCUAACUCCUAUAAAUAAUAAAGUUCUUUUGUUGAUUAUAAUCAGACUUAUAAACCACUUAUGAUCUGGAUUGUAUCGGCCCUAAAAAAAAGCAGUUCUGGUCAACAUGGUAAGGGGGGCGUCACUGAUUUCACUGACAGGUUGUAGCCUAUGGAGGACGAAAAAUGUCAUAAGUAGAAAUAAAUAAAUAUAUAAAUAUACAAAUAAAUGGAUAAAUAAAAAAUUAAAUACAUGAAUAAAUAAAUAGAUUAAAUAAUUUUUGAAAAAUAAAAGGUAUUUUUUUUUUUAAUUUAAUUUAUUUUAUAUUUAUUUAUAUUUAAUUUUAUUCAUUUAUAUAUCGUCACAUUUAUUUAUUUCUACUUUUAUUUAAUUAAUUAUUUUUACAUUUAUUUAUGUAUUUAUUUAUUUAUUUUUAUAUUUAUUUAUUUCUACUUAUGUCAUUUUUGGUCCUCCAUAGUAGCCACCAUAACUCCACCUCAGUGCUGUUGUCUAUCUUGGAGGAAACAUUUUAAAUAAUAAGAACUUUAUUGGUGUAAUUACAACAGCAGAUUAGAAAAAGGAAAUCAAUCAUACAAUCAUAGUAAAUAAAGAAGCAAUAAAAAACUAAAUUAACAGCAUUUUAAGGUCAAUAGACUCCCUGAAAAGACAGAAUAGAAACUCAUUAAAACAAACUAAUAAGUAAACAAAUAAACAGAUGAUUUCCUUGACACUGUGUAUAUUUAUCCAGUUUUUUCACUGCACAGACAUUAUAAAAGAGUAUUAAUUUCUUUAUGUAGAGUAUGUGAGUAACAUUAAAUAGCUUUAAAAUAAUAAUAAUAUCAGAGGGGCUGCAAAACUUUGAUUAUUUUGCACAAGUUGCAUGGUUCACAAAUCCAGCUUGGUUUGUUUCAUGAAUGCAACAUUCAUGAACGAUUUAUUUUAAUGGGAGUCUGUGUCUUUACAUGCUUACAUUCCUGUUUUGAUCCAGUACAAGAUACCUUUAGAUGAACCGAAUAAUAAGUGCAUUAAACACGGCUGACAGGGAGUUUUUUAAGGAACAAUUAAAGUUAGAUAAGGCAACAUAUUUGAUCCCAGUCAUUGUUCGGUGAAGUGUAAUUAAAUCGUGUCUUAACAGGUAUCACAGUGAUUUUGUUUCAUUGAGCUUCUUGUGACUGCUACCCCUGUGAGACUUCCAUGUUCCACGGCUGCGCUGUCAUGGAUUAAACCAUCUUUGUUCAUAUAUCUGUCAAACCGUCACACGCCACCACUUCCUCUCUAUGACCCUCAUCAGUCCUCUGAAUCUUCCUGUAUGUUGUACUCUGUUGUACUCUGUGUUUCUGGUGUUACGGUCAGUCCAGCGACACAAGGUGGUGAAAUCAGAGACAAGGAUUUGUCAAUGUGUGAAUCAUCUGAAGCUGUUCCCAUGACUCAAGACACCAGGAACCGUACGUACGUCUGCAUCCAGCCAGAAUCGAUAGAGUGAAACAAAGCCGGGCCUGUCCUGGCCAACCGCCUGCUGAGUGUGUGUGUGUGUGUGUGUGUGUGUUGUACUGUGAUAGUCGGCUAACUCGACCUCUGUGGCGUUUCUGUCCAUGUUUGUUUUCACUGCAGAGAACCUUUCUCAAACAUCAAUACUUCAAACGUGCUCUGAAGGUUUUCUCUCUUUUCUGAACUUCGUUUUCUUUCUGUCUCUGUCGUUUUUACGUUUUUUCAGCCCUCUUUUUUGUUGUCUUUCUCUGCCGCCUCAGUCAACCUUCUUUGUUGUGUAAAUCUUUGAAUGUGGAGCUUUAUUUAAGAGGACGAGGAGAAGUUGGAAAGCUUGGAGUGUGUGAGGAGUGAAAGUCUGAGACUGAAUUUGUUCUGGUAGGAACCCAGUGUCCUCUCUCUCCGUCUUGCUGUGAGAUGCAGGUGGUUGAGCGUCAGGCUUGGCCUCUUUUCCACGCUCCAUGCUGACUUGGAGAUUUCUGUCUCCUGGUGUUAAGUCAGGUCAGUUUAUUGCUUUGAACUAGAAGUCUCUGCUCUUGGCUGCAGUCACAGUUUUUUUCUGUGGUGUGGUCCUAAACACGUGCUUUUCAGGAUUGGUGACCCUAAAUUACCUUAAAGUGUCUGGUUGUUUUUCUCUUUACAUCAACGAUACACCCUGUUUGUUGUCCUUUAACAGCUGAGGUGGGCUGCAGCCCCCUAAACCCCAAAGUUAAAGGGAUAUUCCUGCGUAAAAUUAAUUUAGGGUCAAACACACCGUAACACCGAGUUAGACCAUUUCUUUAUCAUUUUAUGCUGCAAUAUCCCUCUUAAUAUCAACCAAUCACAAACUGGCUGGGGCGGGACUAGUUACCCAAGUAACCAGGAAAAGAUAAGCUUGUGAUGUACAGAGACAGAGUAGCCCAUUGGUCAGUUUUUUGCGCAUUAACAUCUGAAUAACCGAAACAAUACAGCGUUAUUUUAGACUAUUCUUAGUUGUAGCAGAAGUUUGUGCGUUUUUAGAUAAAAAUCUAUCAUUUACAUUUUCAUUUUUCAGCUUCAACUUGACAUACAUGCUUACAAAUGUUCCAAAUAGUCUUUUUGUGGUUUGAAAAACAAAACAAAUUAGAGGAUCAACAAGUUUUCUGUCUGUGUGUGUUUUUUUUUCACAUUUAAAUAUCCAGUCACAGGUGUAUGUUUGUGCGAACGUGGGAGGAAAAUGGAUCCAUAUUUUUUCAUUUUAACAACAGAAGUGACAGCGCAGUGACCGUAAACACUUAAAGCCGACAGCUGAAACAUAAAUCUAUGAGAUCAUCUUCACUGUUUAGAAGCAGGGACUCCUGAAAUGUAAAAUUUUACGCAACAAAGAUGCAACAAACUCUCUAUUUUCAUGCAAAGUAAUGUAACGCUCCUCACCAAACAGUGUUUAUGCAUGGAUCCUUUGUCUUUAUCAGUGUUGAGUUUUUGUUACCCUCUGUGCAGAAACCCUUCUGUUUCAACAUUCAGAGUUUGUUUUUAAAGACGGGGACGUGUGGUAUGAUGGUGAGAUUUAUCUCCUCAGAGGCUUUUAUCCUAAAAGAAAUGGAUCUGACAACUUGGAAAACAGGAUGAAGAGUUUUCAUGUUUUUCUUUUUCUUUUCUUUUGUGCUUAAAGCAAAAACUAAAGUCACGCUGACCUGGCACUGGACAAGUGUUCAUAAGAUAACCUCUCGCAGCUUUUCUAGUUUCCUUUUCACUGUCACUGCUCACUAAAGUCCGAAUCUUCCUGAACUCAUCAAAAAAAACUGAGAUUCAGAUUUCCCAGAAGAAAUAAACUAUCAUAACGACAUUCCUAACAUUUCCCUUCACCCUCUCUCUCUUUUUUUCCCUCGUCCUCCUCCCUGGUCUUCAAUCUCUCUCUCUCUCUCUCUCUCUCUUUCUCUCUCUCGCUGUCUCUCGCUCGCCUGGAGUGAUGUCAGACUCGCUGAUUUCCAACUCAUGACAGAGCAGUUUUACAGACGGCUCAAGAGUCUGGCGCAGGAAGGGGAGGGUCCCUUUCACUUCUCAUUUCCUGUGCCACAGGAAACACAUUCCUCAGCAGCUGGCAGUAAGACAGCGGUAAAAAAAAAAAAAAAAGAGCUGUGUGCGAGUACGAGUUCCCGGCAGCGGGCCAGCCUCCUGGAAAGAGGGCUGGCUCAGGAGUUUAGUAUCUGUGAGUGAGGGAGAGACCGACACGUACAACCCCGUCAGCUGAGCUCAGUCAAAGUCUACGAGCAGAGAAAUGAUUUAAUAAAAAUACUCUAGUUUCUCUUUGUUUAGUAAAGCUUCAUUCAUUCAAUCAGGUAAAACAAAGAUGAUUUCUGUGGCCACAGGUAUGAUGACAUUAAAAAUUUAAUUCAACAUUAAAAAGUCUUGGGAAAGAUUCUGAAGCCCACGGCCAAAAAAGUGCAGAAACCCUCCCCUUUAAUCUGAAUUAUUUAUACUUAAAGAGGGUAAACCUUUUCACAGUUUAAGAGACACUUUGAUUGAGGAGCUGACGAAGAUCUCUCGGCCCCCGCUGACGUGUUUCUCCCUCAAUAGGAUUCAUAGCUCUGCUGUGUUUUUAAUAAAACCGCCUCUUUAACAAUCCUCAAACACAAAUCAGUGUAAAGACUCAGUCUGAGCCUCAUUGUCUCAGUCAGUCCUGUUAAACUGAAAUACAGGGUUCAUAUGUGCACGACCCUUUAGGUGGCAGAACUACAGGUGGUCUCCUUCUCGUUUUCUCUAACCUUGCCUCUCUCUCUCUCUCUCUCUGUUUGUCGUUUUUUCUCCCUCCUGCAGGACAAGGGGAAAGGAAAGGGCUUGGUGAAAAACGCCGCUCUGGAUGAGCAGGACGCUCAAAACCUGGAGGUUGUCGCCUUCUGUGAAGACGUAGCAACGUAAGAUCCUUUCUGCCGUCCUGACGAUAAAACACGUAUGAGGGUGAAGGUUUACAGUUAAAGGAGGGGUAGGCAGGACUCCAUUAAAGAAGCAUCUUAAUAUCAGUCAAUAGAUAUUAGUUAUUGAUGACAUUUUGAUCAGCCCGCUCUUUCUGACUGUAAACAAAGCCGUUCUCCACCUCCUCUAACCCGAUUGGUUGUGAGGCAGACGCUGCUCCCCCGUGUCGUUCAUGAGCCCAAACAAAGUUAGCGUGCUACAAUAUCGGACAGUAGAAACCAACCAGAAAGUUCGGAAAAUCGUCUGAAUCCUCCUUUGGCCACGACUGCCGACACAAGCAAGAAAACAAAGUAAAUACUGGAGACUCUGGAGGAAUAACGGGCGCUUAAAACGGAGGUAGACCGGACAAGAGCUAAAAAGCCGGGUCAACAUAAACGAUGGGGGACACUUGGGGAUCUUGGUGACCCUGUAACCUUUCUGCUGGACAGGUAAACCGCUUUAACAAAGUAAGACAAGUGUCUGUAACAGAAGUGUUUCUUGUCAAACGGACCUGCUGUAGCGUGUUGUAGCGCCAUCGCUAAACUGUCCUCCCUCGGGUCCUGGACUAUGUCACUUUAUCCUCGUUGUAGAAGUCCUGCAAACAUUGUGUUUGCUGGUAGUCUGUUGGCAUCUACAGUAGCACCAAUGCUUUUGACUUUCACCUUGACUGGGCCCCAUUUGUAAUGAUCUGAAGUAUUUAUCUGCAUUAUAUCUGAAGUUAAUUGGAACGAUACGAGCGAGCAGGAGCGUCUGUUUGUGGGCGGGGCUUGAGGGGAGAGGAGGAGGGGUAGAGUUUACAUUCAAGAUUUCUCCCAGAAACUGGCACUUCCUCAGAUCCUGACUACACCACCUUUAACUGAUGGCGAGGAAUUACAAUCUGAAUGAUGAAUGUUGGAGAAGUGAGGCUUUGAUUGGCUGGAGGGUGGCGUCACAUGAUCACCAAAGCCACCAGGAUUCUUCCUCUGAGGAUCAUGAAUAUUCUGUCAGUUUCCUGAGUGUGAACGGCCUCUGACUGAACUCUGGUGGUUAGUUUGGGUGGAGUGAUGAUGAAACGGCGCUCAGGGAAUCCGCUUUGAUUAUUAGAGUCACGCCCGCUUCAUGUCCAGAGAUUUCAUGCCUGAUGUUGGUAAACACUCGUGUAAAGGACAAAAAAACGACCUCUAACUUGAACCCAGAACAGGUGGAGUGGGUUUGAGGAGAUUUUGGAUAAUCUCACCCUAUGAUCAUGUUUUGGGUUCACAUUGAUAUUCAGGUUUUGCGUUUCCUUCUUCCUUUUAUCCGCCGUUAUACAACUCAUGAUCUCAUCCAGCGAUCUGAUCCAUGCCAGCCUGACCCUGCUGUGUUUUCAUUGGCCGACUAAACCAAAAUACAGACGAGAAAAUGUUGACUCUGCUCUGUUGUGUUUUUUUUUUCCCCCUCUCCUGGCAGACUGCGCUCCAAGUUCCCUCAUGACGACAGGUCCACCAACCCCGGCUUCGUCCUCAGCCCUGUCAUUACCCAGAGGGACGGUGGAGGGGACAACAGCUGCUCUGUCAAGGUUUCCAUUGAAAUCUCUGAGUCUCAGCAGCCUGUAACCUUCACCUGUGACGGUAAGAGUCCACGACAAGAGUGUGAUCAAGGAGACUAAAGUAUUUGACCUUCAUAAAAAUAUAUUAAACUGCUAAAAUCUAAAGAGGAGUGAAGGAAGUCUGUGUCCACGUCUCAAACCUUGAACCCUGUCUGCCUUUAAGAGUGAGCGGCUCAGAUUGCAGAUAUGAGUUCUGAAGGAGGAAACGACAUCCACAGCUGCCAAACUUCUUACCCCCUCCCCGACUCAUUUUUCUGCGUCUUUUCGGUUUUUUUUUUUUUCCUGCCGUGGGAAGUACACUUUGUUCCUUUUUCCGCACAAAUAAAAGUUUGUCCCCCGCGCCAGAAGUGUAGCCAUGUUGGGGCAUAAAGAGGACCGGAGUCUCACGUGUCGAGGUUUCCUUCUGUUAUCAGCGAACUUUCUCACUGUACUCGCACAGAAGUUCAGCUCCAGUGAUUGACGUGUCUUUUGGGACCUGGAGCCAAAAACACGAGAGGCUGUCUGCCAGUCCUGUCAGACAUAUUGUCCCAAAGUUCGCCACUGUCUCUGCGGUCCCCGAGGAUCAGCAUUAGGGCCACUGUGUGUGUUUAAGUCUGUGUGUUUAUUUAUCAGACACUUGUUUCUUUUAUAGCAGCCCCUGCAAACAUUAAUGCAGAAGUAAACCCUCAGCCCUCUUCACUGUGUUUAUGUAACUGUCCCACCGACCCAGACGCCGCUCCACGUCGCCUCCUUUAACAGAAACAACCUUUAGGAAGUUUAUUUUCCAUUUCCGAGGUGUAUUCGGCUCGUCCUCCUUUAUUCCCUCUGCUCCGGUCACUUCCUAGAUGUUCUUCCCUCUUUCCUAUCAUGCUGCCUCGAUGGUUGUUUCCUGGUUUACAUCCCGUGUUGUCAGCGGCGGCGUGCUGACCCACAUUGCUGCUGUUUGGAUUCCUUUACAGGAAUCUGCUCUGGGGAACAAUAGGGCUCAGUUCUGCUCCAAGCUUUGAUAGACGGAUAAAGAGAGAGAGAGAGAGAGAGAGGGGACUUUCUUUUCUUCCUUUCUUCCCCUCCUUUUAUUCGCUCACCCUCCUGUUUUCUUCCCUGUCCUCUUUUUGUAGCUUUUCUGAAUCUGUUUUGAAACGAUUCCUGGAAUAACUUGAUCAUUAAAAAGCCAUAAACUCUGGACAGCCUUACACACACUUAUACAAACCUUCAUUUACCAGCAAUAAUCUGGAAAAACACCAGAGUAAUAAAUGAGAUUAAGAUCAGUCAAUAAAUUACUUGAACCAUUUAGCUGUCUGAAUGUGUCCCAGUAUCUUCUAUAUGUUGUUAUAACUCCUGAGUGACGGAGAAAAGACCUUCCUUUUCAUCGCUGUCUCAACGUUUACAUCCGUCUUGUGAGCUAGCACGAGCGACAGAGUCCUUCUGUGACUCUUUGUGGUGUAAAUCUCCUCUAGACUUCAUCCCAAUCCUCCUGUGGGACACUAAUGUUGGUCCUGCUCUCGCCGGUACGGGACUUACCUUUUUACCGCCUUUCUUGGACAGUAAAAAGUUGCUUUGAUUGAGCAAAUUUGACCGCCUCUUAACACUCAGGUCUCAGUGUUUCCUCUGUGCAGCUAUCCAGGGAAGCGCUAGGAUAUGUGUGCACGCACAACCAGAAAUUAUGACCAUUUAGUGCGUCGGUCUUUGUCAUCAUUUAGGUGCGUAGAUAACAGGUGUUAUAUUUGAGUGUAUAUUAUAUUUUAGGGUAUCUUUAAGGGGAGUCUCAUAGUCAAAGUAGGGCUGCACGAUUAAUCGGAUUAUUUGAUUAAGACGAUGUUAAAAAAAAUUAAAAUUGUCUAAUCGAUUUUCCUCUUUAUCAUGUCUCGUGCCUCCAGGCCACCGUAGGCUCCCCCUUGCUGCGGGAUGAUCCCUAGUUCCCACACACACCAGUGUAAACAAACAUGGUGUUUAUAAAAGAAGGCGAUAAUUUCGUGGUUAAAUAGGACAAGAGCGAGUCAGUCGUGUUGAAUUGGUACGACUUCACAGUUUCAGAUGAAGAGUAAACCACUCCCCGCUGUAAAGUCUGUCUGACGGCGGUAUCAACCCGUCACCACGGAAACAAAUUCAGGAGGAAACACUUAAGUUUUUUGCCGUUGUUUCAUCCACAUGGAAACAGCAUUUUUUUGAAAACAGGUCAGAGAGUGAAUAAAUCUGUAAACGACGACCAUUUCAUCUCCGUGUGGAUGUCUAUCUGCAUCUCUGGAAACGAUCAUGUGACACACAGAGUAACUCUUUUAUGGCGCUAAAACAACCUUUAAACACGUGCUCUGUACUCUUCUUCUGUCUUUUGUGCAUUUCCUGUGCAACGUUACAGCGCCACUUACUGUCUUGGCAUAUGAACUACAUCGUUUUGAGAGAUGAUAGAAAAACUUUUUAUUUUUAAAGUGAAGUUUGGUGAAGUCGUCACUGAAUAAAAACUCUAAAUCAGGAUUUUAAUUUUGACCAAAAUCGUGCAGCCCUAAAUCAAGAUCUGUUUGAGAUGCUACUGUGACUGUGACACAUCUAUGUUUACACAUCUAUGUUUGCUAGAGAGCGUACAGAAACAAAGACUCUUCCAGGGCUUGGCUGUGAACUCUGAGCUUCUGGGGAUUCCCAACACACUGUGGCUGAAGAGGAGAAAUGAAAGGAGUGGGGUGUGGGUGUUAAAUACCCAGAAAGAAAUAAAGAGAGAUGGGGGGACAGCAGGAACGGAGAGAAAGAUGAUAUCUUAAAGGCCGAUUUAUGAAAGACGGUUGUGAGGGGAACGGUGAGGGAAAAUCAGACGAUUCAGAAGAUUUGAUGUUUUAUUAAACGUGUGAGAUGAACGGGGGAAGAGUGACAGAUGGAGGAAACGCUGCGAGUUUGGCUCGGGUUCGUGUCUGCGGUUUGGGGGGCGAUGGAAGAGAGGAAACGCUGCCAUGUUUCUCCUUUAACAGACACUGACUCUCAGCCACUUAUAGUAGGUUAGGAAUAAGUCUAGAUAAGGUCGUCUUUUAUUUUUAUUCCACUACAUAGAAAUACACAUGUAGAACGGCUCACACCUUAAACUGUUGGAUUAAUUUCGGUUUAAUCUGCCUGAUAGAGUCACAGCUGACAGUAAAUCAUCGAUCGGUUCGUCUCGACCUCUUCCCGGUUAUUUCUCAGAGGUGAUGUGCUGUUCGGUUUGUUUUCAUGUAGCGUGACACGCAGGAGGUUCCAGCUGCAGGUGAGAGUUCACUUCAACAACUGCUGACAGGGCCCGAUUGGAGGAGAUAGGAGCACAGGAGAUAAGCUCCCAUAGACGCAGACUCUCAGUCCCUCUUUGUCCCUGGAUGUGAAUCUGAUAGUUGGACUGAGAUCUGUGUUUGCUCUGAGUCACGACCUGCAGGAGUUACAUCAUUCCUCUAUUACAUCUGUGAUUUAACAAGAGCCGGGUGACUUCUGCCCUCUCUCUUUGGCUCCAACACGACUCAGACAGGACCUAAAUCUUAGUUAAUGUUCUAGAUUUAUUAUUUUCCUUUUGACGUAUGUGUCAGAGUUGAUUAGACAAUCGCUGUUUUCGCUUGUUAAGAUGUGCGAUCCCGCCAAACCCGCCCGUCCAUGUGCGAAACAGUCAGCAGCGUUGGGAUGUGGAGCUGUUCUUGUCUCUCUGCCUCCAAAAACACCAGCCUGGGAAUUUUCUUACCACCUCAGCUCUCUCACAAAACGAGGCGCGGUCUGUCGAAGCUGCUUUGUUUCAAAACACAGUAACACUGGUACAACCUCUGCGACCACCCGGGCACACAGGACCCGGAGAAAACCAUUCCUCCUCAGGGCGGAGGUCUGUUCUCGCUGGAUCCGGGGGUGGUCUCUCCCUCUCCCUGUGUGCAAACCUAUAUUAAGUAACCUGUGUGUGUGUGUGUUUGUGCGCUGUGUAGAGCUCCUUAUCGGUGUUUGUGUGUCAGCAAGCUUCGCAAAGUGUUCAACAGCCAGGUGUCAGGUUACUCUUCCCCCUCAGUCUUCCUCUUGUUGGACACAUCAGAUACUGGAGCGAAUGUAAACACUACAAAAACACACACACCCACACACACACACACACACACACUCCGCUGUGAGUGUUCUUCAGAUCGGCGAGCAGGUUUGAAGUGAAACUCGAGCUGCGUAGAAACGAGCAGCGAAGCUUCGGGGUGCAGGAGAAAUUCAGGAAAGUGUGAGGUCCAAAGUUCAGUUCCCACAGCAGCACACACACGGGGCUCUGCAGAAGAAGAAAAUUGUAUGUUAUUGUAGCGUGACCUGACCUCCAAUCCCCUACAUGAAAAAUCAAGAGACGAACACCGGUCUUGAGGAUCUGAGCCAAUGUGGACCUGCGAGAAACUGCAGCUCCAGGAGUAAAGAUGGAGACGAAUAAGAGUUUAUCGAUAUUGAUGCCGUGAUGAGGGAUGGGUAUUGUUAAGAAUUUAGCGAUUCCGAUUCUCUUAUCGAUACGAUUCCUUAUCAAUUCUCAUUGAGUGAGACGUAACCCCUAGUUUUCACCGCAUCCAAAACGGCUACGAAAAGGCCGUAUCCACCGAUCAUAGCUGAUCGUAACAAUUCAAGUUAAUGUGUGAAUUUCCUGCUUCUUUCUGUUCCGCUGUGAUCGCCGGACUGCACAGCUGAUCGCAACAGUUCUAUUUUUUCCAGACACCAGAGCAUGACGGAUAAAUUCAGCACAAAAAGCAAAAUCCAAAUUUUGUCCCAAUAUAAGGCAAGCACUAAAAUAACUUUCGUAGAUGUAGCUAUCGUGUUUCAGCCCUCCGAUCUUGCUUUUUUCCGAUUUGGUAACUGAAACGCUGGGAACUCGGGUGUGACGUCAAUUUCAGCCCGAACUUCUGACUUCCAAGGUAACUUGAACGCAGCAUUAAACAUUACCUUGAUGACGCCGGGACGUUAGCUCCACUUCUGCUUUUCGCCUUUGCUAAGUGGCGUAUCAAACAUGUUACACUUUCGCAAAUUAACUGCAUGCUGGGUGGAAAAAUGUUUUCACAUAUUGGAAGUAUUCCCCUCCUUUGACAAAAUUAAAGCUUUGCGAGUAGCCCAGGUAUCAACUGAAAAUAUCAAAUGAAAUACAGCAAAACUCUGGAGAGCUUUUGCCUUGAUGCCAUGCUGGAAAGUUAUGAACCAAAACACACUUCUCACGUACUACGUCAUCGCUCAUAGAGACUAGCAGAAUCCUCAAGGAGGCAGACAAACAAUUCUAAGGAAUCGAAUCACUAGGAACCAGUUCUAAAAAAAACAGUUAUCGAUUCUCAUCCUUAGCUGUGAUUGUUAUUCUCAAGGAUCCUUCUGAUGAACAAAAAUAAGAAAGUUCUCUGUAUCAAAAACUGUGAUCUGGUGAGCUGAUCAUGUAUCUGGUCUCUGAUUGAUGACAGACCAUAACAAAAGAUUAGCUUUUCAUUGACAUUCAGAUAAGUGAUCACAGAUUACCUCGAUUUUUUUAAAGACUGGAUUCUGAAAGUCUGUCAACAUUUAAAAGGAAGAAAAAAAAACCCUGGCUGUUUCAGAAAGUUAACCAUCGUAAAGCUGCCGGUCUCACAAAGCGAGUGGAUUUUACCCGAAUGUAAAAACAGUCUCUGGUUUGUGAAUCUGUGGAGUCAGACCGUCUCUCGUCUGUGAAGCUGAUUUUGUCGCUCCCAGCUUGUGUCAGUUUUCUGUUAUUCAUGUUUUUCCUCUGAGAUAAUUUUGCAUCGUUCUAACUCCAUCUCAUCUCUCUUUAUUCUCCUCCAUCAUCCCCUCUCAACCGCUCCACAACCCUCCCUUCACUCCCUUCUAAUGUGGUUUAUAUCUUUCCAUCAAUAUCCCCCGCUCACCCUCUUUCCCUCCCUUCUCUCCUCUCCUCCCUCCUUCUUUCAGUGAGUUCUCCAGUGGAAUUGCUGAUCAGUCAGACUCUCUGCUGGGUCCACGAUGAUCUGGACCAGGUGGACUUCUCCAGCUACCUGCUCAAAGUCUGCGGCCGGGAGGAGGUGCUGCAGAAGUGAGUACCACAAACACAAGUUCUCGUCUGUUUUCUUACACCCCCUCACUCCCUAUCUUACAAAGAGCAUCCCCUCCCUCCCUCCCUCUCUCUGUCUCUUAUCUCGGUGUUUUCUUGUACAAAAUGGGGUCUGACGAAUGUUUCUAUAUUUCACCCUGUGCCCUCCUACACCGUGGAAAUUCUCCUCGCCCUCUAAUCUGGGAUACAUGGGAACGGUUCCUCCCAUGCCAGAAUUUAAAGGCCCGGUACAAGCUGAUGUUUAAAGUUGCAUAAGUAAUGUGUCAAGAUUAUAGCUGCCUAACAGAUGAGUGCGGUUCAUGCUGUGCAAUCAGGUGUGGUCAACAUGCAUACAGUUAAAAAUCCUCCCAGUGUAAGAACGAACCCUGAAACAUUCACAGAGAGCCGAGGUUGUAAAAAAGACCUGAAAUGCGUUCAACACUUACAUCACAGCUCAACCUGCAAUCAUAAAAAACACCGCUUUACUCUCCCUGUGAUCAAACUUCACCUUUUUUUCUGUAUUUGAAGCAAACAUGCAAAAUUUUCUCUGCACAGAACAGCAGCAGUCUCAGCGUUCAGAGCGUUUCGAGUAUCAAUUGAUAUUUUUCUGUUUCUGCAGGAAGUGGGUUUGAUACAUUAGGGGUUUUUUCACCCUCCUGUGUGAAAAGGAAACAAAAUAUAAACAUGCUCUGUGUCUCAACAGUAAAAUACAAAGAUAGUUGAAUUUAUAUAUUUAUAUUUAUAUAUUACCUGCUGUUUUGCACAUAGCAUCAAAGCACUUUUUUAUUAUUAUAAAGGACUUAUUCAGGCAUCUGUCUGAACAGCUUCAUAAAAUAUUGAGUAGUUGAUAUUGAGUAGACUGGUUUGAAGUUAGUUGAAAAUGUUCUGAUUUUCCGACGUCUUUUGUACUUUUUUGCCAGUAUGGAUGUAAAAUGGAUCUAAUAAUGUUUUAUUGUGGUUUUAAAAACUCUUAAAACAUCUAAAAUCUAAUAAUUUGAAUUCAAGGCCUUAAAAUGUCUAAAAUCCUCUUAAAACCUCAUAAAAUGUCUUAAAUUCACAUUUGAAAGGCCUUAAAAAUGUUUUGAUGUUACUUACAAAUAAAGGUUGAUUUGAAGUUUGUUUAAAACGUUAUGUCUUUUGUACCUUUUUGCCAGGAUGGAUGUAAAAUGGAUCUUAAAUUGUAUUAAUUAUGGUGUUAAAAAAGUCUUAUAUCUGAUGUGCUGAAACCUGCAGAACCCCUGAGUUAGCGCUGUCAGGAUGAGAGUGCUCAGCGCAGCUCUGUGCAGCAGAGAGAGGUUAUAGUUUAUAGUUUAUCUCAGUCAGAAUAAAAAGCAAAACUCAAGCGUAGAAAAAUUAUUCUUCAUGAUAGAAAUAUGAAGAUGGAAACCAGCUUCUGGUCUUUAUUUGAAGGUUUUGGUUUAUACAGACUCAUUUAUUUCUAAAACUGUCCUCCUCAGUCUGAGAACCGGUUAUAAAAAGUCUUAAAGUCGGCUCAUCUGAAGGUGUAAUUUCUCUGAGUUGUAUUUUCUUCCAAUAACAGUAUAUUAUUAUCCCCAACAUCAUACUCUGUGAUUUUCUGACCCGUGCCUCUCUGUUGCCAUGUCUCUCUCAGUAAACACAGCCUCGGCAGCCAUGAGUACGUCCAGAGCUGCAGGAAGUGGGAGAAUGAGAUCACGUUACAGCUCCUCUCUCACUCCACCAUGAGGAGAGACUUGGCACGCAGCGUAAGUCACUCAAUCAGGCGAACGUAUGAGCUCAGUGAGAGAUUUUUAUGAACUGUGACACAAAACAUCUCAUACCGAGCCACUGGGAGUCGCUUUGAAAGUGUCUCUGCUGGAAACUGACAGACGGUAACCUUCAGGUUAGGUCUCAAGGAUAAUGUGUCACUGCAACUUAGUUACCCGCCUUCCUGUCAUCUCGUGUGCUGGGCUGAUAAAUCAUUGAUAAAUCUCCUCUGUUUGUGUUUUAGGCUGAAGAUGACAAAGCUGCGAUGGAUUUAGAGAAGCACCUCGGCCAAGUGGAGAGGCCUUUCAGGGAGAACGUGACCAGGUAAAAGCGGAUUUUACUGGAAAAUGUCGCUUUAAAAUAAAAAAGGAGUCCAGACACUUCUGUACGGAAAGUUUAUGAGACUCAUGACCCACACAGUCAAAUAUUUCAAGGAAGUAAAGAGAAAAAUAACCGGUGACCCCCAGUAACCUCCUGCAAUAGGGCUGGGCAGUAUGGCCUCAAAUUAAUAUCACGAUAUUUUGAUCAGUUCACCUCGAUAACGAUAAAUGGACGAUAACUACUCCGCCGCGCUACUUAGUUUUACCGUGAGUUUUUGAUGAUCAGUGAAAGUCCGGACGCUGUUCUUCAGAUGCAGCAAACAAAAAAUUAUCGCGAUGAACAUAAACAAGUCCACUUUGCGAUUGUUAUCAAGCAACACUGAAACAGCAAAAAACACCAGGAUUUAGCGCCACAGCGGUCAAAAACCUUCUGCCCACAACAGUGACAUGGCUGCCUUUAUUCCAGGACAGCGACACCUAAGGCAUACAAAGUGAACUGCAACUCAUUUUAUUUUAUCACAUCAACAUAUUUGGCUCCAACAUGAAUAUAUCAAUAUGAGCAAAACAACGUCGGUUUCAGUAAUAAAUUUCAGUAUCUGUAAAUUUUCGGUUCAUCGCCCAGCCCUACCCUGUAACCUCCUGCAAGGACCACUAGGAGCCUAAAGACCCCAGUUUGAGAACCACUGACCUUGUUUUCAUCUAAAUCUACAGUUUCAGUUGAAUCGCCUCAGAUUAAAAACAGGAUGACGACCUCUGGAAGUUAUUUUUUUUGGUUUAUCAAACUGACUGUGUUGGCUGCAGGAUUUUCUCCCACCGUGCAGUUUCUAUUCGCAGAGUCAAAUAUUGUUGUGAUGUUGAAAUCCUAAAAAGAGCAGAUUUAGGAGCGCUAAGUUGACGUCUGUCGGAGAGGAGGUGUUUAUAUUUUUUCUGUGUGUCUUCUUGCAGACAAGGCCUGGCCGACUAUUUAGAAGGUUAUCACAAUCAAGUCAACAUCUGUCUACAAAACGAGGUACGUGUAAAGUCAAAUGAAAGGAUCAAGACUCUCUUUUAUUCAUAGACUGUCUGCUCGUACAUCCACUCGUACUUUGACUCGUAGUAAAACCGCUGGCUUUGACACGAGAGUCAUUGUUGAUCUGAAAAUACCUCGCACUCUCAUGUUGGUAAACCGGGACAUUCCUGGAAGGCAAACUUUCUAGAAACAGCCCAUCUGUUUCUCAGCCAGCCGAGCGUAUAGUGGAGUAAUUGAACACAGAUUAACGUGAGGACCGAGCUCCCCGAAUAAAACCUUGUGAGAGCUUCAAGAUUUAUGGGAGUGGAGGUUAUUAAUGCAGUUGUAGUAUGAAGCACAAACACACAGUGGCCUGAUUUGAUGUGGAAACAGUGUUUAUUUGAGACUCUGUUCGAUGGAUUGUUGCCGCUGACCUCCUGAUGUGUUGUUCCUGUGCUAAACAAUGGGCUGCAGUGUUUAUAGACGAGUUGAAAACAGACUUACACAACAGCCUACACGUGUAGGUGGAGAUGGAUGCUGAACCAAACCUCCCUGUGUCGUUUUAGAGUACUCAGUAUAAGACGGUGGACCGGUUGGUUCAGACCAUGAAGAACCUGUGCUGCGCUCUGGACGAGGUGGAGACACAAACCAUCACAGAGGCCAUCAAACGGCUGAAACACUCCGUCAAUUUACCCCGGACACGCUCGCCCAAGGUGAGCCAGCCGGUGUGCUCAGUGUGUGUUUAUAUUUCCGUGUUAAGAACAAUCCUCUGAAAGCAGCGUGUUUGUUUUUCAGAUGGGAUCCUCGUCAUCGGGUCAGUCAUCAAAUGGUAAGAAUGGAAGUCAUCUGAAUAAAGCUCUGCAAGGACAAACAAACACACAGGCAGCAUUUAAAUGAGUGAAACAAAGACCAUAAAACCAACAUGGAAAUAUUCCCCCUGAGUACCUGGAGGAGUCAGACACUCUCCUAGGGGCGAGCGAUCUGACAAUCUUAAAAAGUGACGACCGUCUGCCAAAGCACAGAGAUCGUAGAACCGUCUGUAUCCCUAACAUGUGUCUAAAUAAAUGUCUUGCCCUCUGAAAUCAUAAUUUAAGAAGUUAAGACAGCACAUUUUAAUUUACCCAGUGUUAAAUAUAACAGCGAUGUGGAGAAGAAAAGAGAGAGGAGUGGAGAGAGAGGAGAUUUUUGAGCUUUCUAGUUGUGACCAAAAAAAAAAAGAACAUUGUAAAUUUUGACAUCUGGAUAUUUUAUUUUAUUUAUUUUUUUUAUCUUUCAGCCCCUAAAAAAAAUAAUUAAAAAAAAAUCAUGAUAAAAUCGUGAUCGGGAUUUAGCAAAAAAACAAAAAACAAAAAGUGAAAUGAUUUUUUUUUCCAUAUCGCCCACCCCCACUCUCCUCAAACUGCAUGUUCACACCACCAUCUCUUUCCCCUCACUAUUAUCCUCCUUUAAAUAAAACCUGAAAGUCCGAACACGAACUCCGCUCACUCCGAUCUCCACCAAACUCCAACAGGCUACACCAGCCCGGUGGAGGAGUGCAUGUCCUCGCUGACGCAGGCGGUCUACGACCUGGCCAAGCUCUACCUGCGCUCCUUCUGCCCUCCAUCCACAUCCUUCAGCUCACCGCCGCUGCCCAAGCCCGCCGAGGGGGACGGCGUAGAAGGGAGGAGCAGCAAAGAAGCUUCCGGCACCACGGACCACCUUCAGUUCACGCUGUUCGCUCUGCACGGCAUCCCGGGAAACUGGGUCAGCAGGUGAGGAACCUUUGUCAACUUAGAUUUAUAUUUUAACAUGAGACCUAAAGGAGUUUUCUGGGCUUUUAGAACCAGCCUCUAGUGGACACUGAGGGAACUGCAGUUUGUAGCACAUGCAGAUACAGCUGGAUGUGUUUAGCUGCUGAAAGCUCCUGUAUCAGCACUUUUUCUUCUUCUUUGGUAUAACUCAAACCUUCAGCCGUGUAUUUGAUCUUACAUAAUCAAACCCGCCUGUGCAGUAUUAUUAACGCCGCCCACGUUUCUCUGUACUGCGUGGCGCGUUGUCACAUCAGAUCGUCGUGUUUCCCUCUGCUAAACAAACGGCUCCUGUCUUGCUCCCCGUGUCUCAUUUUUCCGUGCCGGUGUCCCGUUUCACUCUGACUUUAUCUCCUGCGUGUGUCUGGAACAGAGCUGAGCCAAAUUUUCCGUUCCCAGCUCUGUCACGCAUCGGUGGCGAGCAUCAGUACACUUCAGGCCCCUCUGCAGAGAGACAGCAGCAGAGAUGUUUUGAUACUAAGAGGCAGGAAAAGACGGAGAGUUUGGACUCUUUGAGACGUUACAGGUGGUGUGUAGGUCUGUCUACUCCAGCCCGGCCUCUUCGCUCUGCUAUUUUAAACCAACACUAAACGUUGCUGCUGCUGCUGCAGUGACACUUCCAAAAAUAUUUCACUCCUCCCGGCCCCCGAGGCCCCCAGCGAGCUUGGCGUAUCAGUUGUUGUGUUGUGGUGUUAGUGUAAUACUCCCUCAUUGCGGUCUGAGUGUUUGGCGUUGUUGUGGCUCCUGUCAUCCAUCUGGGGCUCAGUCGAUGCCGAGGCGCUGUCAGCAUAUUGAGACAGCAUGACGGGUGGGGGGGGGCUGCCAGCACAGAUGGCGUUGAGCUGAGGACCAGGAUUGUAGUGGUUAAAUAAAAAGGACGUUUUCAGCUCUUCUUCAAUAAUAAAGGUUUAAUGUUUAAAGUAGGGCUGCACGAUAAAUUGAUUUAAAAUCAUCGUUUAUUGGUUUAUGAUGAUUUAAAAAAAAAUAAAAUCAGGGGGGAAGGUCCCGCCCUCCUUUGCCUCUGAUUGGCUAGAAGUGCUGGGCUCUGAUUGGUUAUCCCUUAUGGCUGUGAAACGUCAUCGUCUGUCACAUUAGGAUUAGGAGAUUCAGAAGUGUGAUGAUGUUCUGUUUGAUGAACAGAGACGACGGCCCGCGUUUGGCUUGAGCGUGUGAUGACGUUUAAAGCUUUUCUAGCCAAUCAGAGGCGAAGGAGGUGGGACUUUCCCCUACGACCUGGCCAAGCUCUACCUGCGCUCCUUCUACACACACACACCAGUGUAAACAAACAUGGCGUUUGCAAAAGAAGGCGAUAAUUUCGUGGUUAAAUAGGACAAGAGCGAGUCAGUCGUGUUGAAUUGGUACGACUUCACAGCUUCAGAUGAAGAGUAAACCACUCCCCGCUGUAAAGUCUGUCUGAAGGCGGUAUCAACCCGUCACCACGGAGACGAAUUCAGGAGGAAACACUAAAGUUUUUUGUCAUAUCAGUGUUUCAGGUGACUGUAAACGGUACUUUUUAAAAACGGGUCAGAGAGUGAAUAAAUCUGUAAACGACGACCAUUUCAUCUCCGUGUGGAUGUCUAUCUGCAUCUCUGGAAACGAUCAUGUGACACACAGCGUAACUCUUAUAUGGCGCCAAAACAACCUUUAAUCACAUGCUCUGUACUCUUCUUCUGUCUUUUGUGCAUUUCCUGUGCAGCGUUACAGCGCCACUUACUGGCUUGGCAUAUGAACUACAUCGUUUUCAGUGAUUUCGUUUUGAGAGAUGAUGGAAAAACUUUUUAUUAAUAAAGUGAAGUUUGGUGAAUUUUUUGAAUAAAAAGUUAAAAUCAGAGAAAAAAUCUGGAUUUUAUUUUUGGACAAAAUUGUGCAGCCGUAUUUUAAAGGUGCAGUGUGGAGUUUUUAGCUUCAUUUAUCAGAGCAGAUUUGGUGGAAGUUGAAUUCAGUGUGUUGCCUCUUUGUACUGGUGGCGCCUCUUUUCUAUUCAAACUAAAUACAGCUCAGUAUCUUCAGCACCCCCAGUAUCACGAUAGGAACUCCGGGUCUAGAGCGACGACUAAUGAAGAGAAGCUGAGACCUCUGGAAGGAGCUCAGAGUCCAGCCGGUUGAGAACUUCUCCCUUUGGGGGUUUUCUCGGCAGGCGUGACUGUGAGGACACCCCAGGUUGAACUCGGAGGCUUGUCGGAGGGAUGAUUUAUACAUUAUCUCUGGAAACGUCGCUGUAGACUCGCUUAAUCUUCUGUCACUGUGACCUCCAACUCUCAUCGUCUUAAACCCCGUCACGACCUUAGUGCGCCCUCACAUUUGUGUCCAGUUCUGAUCGGUCCUCCCAGGUUUGUUUGUGGAGGUGCAGAGGAGCUCGCCUGGAUAUCAUCAUGUCUGUGAUUGUCUGAUGUGUGGUUUUUGUUGCAGUUAUGAAAAGUACUUCCUGAUGUGUUCCCUCACCCACAACGGCAAGAACCUCUUCAAACCCAUCCAGUCCAAGAGGGUGGGCACGUACAAGAGCUUCUUCUACCACAUCAAGUGGGACGAACUGUGAGUUAUCUCCCCUCCUCCAUCUGAACAAAGACAAACCGUGCACAUCCUUCAAUCCCUGUCCUCUUCUCCCGCAGGAUUAACUUCCCCAUCGCCGUGGCGGUCCUCCCCCUGGAGUCCGUACUGAGCCUGACUCUGUUCGGGGUGUUGAACCAGAACGCCAGCGGCUCUCCAGACUCCAACAAACAGAGAAAAGCCCCCGAGCUGCUGGGCAAAGUCUCCAUGCCGCUCUUUGACUUCAGGAGGUGAGAAGAAGGAGGAGGACAUGUUAACCCUUUAACUGCUCCAGAAAAUUAAACUUUUCUCACACAUAAAUCAGCUAAAAAAAUCUGGUUGAAGAACAAAUUUAGGACGUAUUUUAGCGUCACAGGUUAACUCAUGUUUCGCUGUGCUGCAGCCAGAAACCAGGAGCUUUAAAACUUUUGGCCUCACUUUUGCAGAGCUGUCCUUGUUGCAGCAGCAGCAGGUUCAACUCCCAUCCACAAACCUCUCCUUACUCCCUCCAUUUUCUGCCUCUCCUCAUUUUUUCUUCCAUUAAAGACAAACUUUCCCUCAAAAUCAAACUGUUGCAUCGUUCACUGUGAUUCUUGAAGAACACCAUGACCUGGAUGAAUGAGAAUCUACAUGGACUUCGCUGUGAUUGUUGUUGAAUCGUCGGUCGUCGUCUCUGCUGUUUGUUUUGCAGAGUUCUUGCCAGAGGCAGCAGGCUGCUGUGUCUGUGGACGUCUGCUCAGGGAGCUGCCGCCGCCGCCGCCGGCUCUACAGGCAGCCGCAAGAGGGUCCCCACGGAGAGGAUCGUGCUGCAGGUGGGCGGGGUUUGUAGCAACUGUGCGAGAAAAAUCUUGCAGGCCUAGUGGACGUGCGGUCAGAUAGAGCGAGGUGACUUUUUGGUCUCACAGCAGAAAACACUCGCUCAGGAGGUCCUGAGGUUUCACUGGUUUGCAGAUUUGUUCUCAUACUAGCUUCACCACUCCGGAGAUCUCUCCUGUCCAAAACCAGGUUAUGUCCUGGUGAAAAGAUCCUCAUCUCUGAGUUUGUGGAGGUUGUUGCUUGUUGGAGAAACCCUGUUUGGGUUUGUUCUGGUCCUUACCUCAGAGAGAGCGUCUCAGUCCAGAAUCUGGAUGUUGGAUUUGGUCAAAUUUUCCCGUUUGUCUGUGCUUCAUCAGAAAAUCAAUCAUCACUGACUCGAUGUUCAUGUUCCCCUCAGGUGGACUUCCCUAACUCACCUGUGGAUGUUUUAUACGUGGGACCCAAGGAGGCCCCGAGCCCAGACCCCCCAGUAGAAGAGCUGGACCCUGAUCUGAGGCGUAAAGUGGAGAAAAUCUGCAGCAGAGCUUCAAAUUUUGGGUAAGACAAAGUUAGUCUGUGUUUUCAGCUCAGGAGCAGAUCUCAGGAGCUCCAGAUCUGGGGUUGAUGGAUUGUGACCCUUCAGUUUUUUGAGAGUUUAUAACGGAAAGUUGGUUUUUAAGAAUGAUUUGAAAUAAAAGAGUUGAUACCACGAGAGAGGAGAUCUUAAUGUUGAUGAGAAAAACAGGUCAGUCCUUCUGCAAAAACACAAAAACCCUUCAGAAAACUGAGGAAAUGAAAUAAAGGAGGAAGAAAUACAAACUCAUACUUGUGUGUAAUUUAAAUGUGUGUUCAGAGUUGGAAUCCCUCGGGGCCUGAAAGGUUUGCAUGUUUAAAAAAAGUAUGUAAAUAAAAAGCAGCAGGAGGAGACGUCCCUCCACAUCCUCCGUCUCUCACCUCGGCUCUUUCUCACCUUCUCGCUGGUUAAUUUCUUUCCUUUUUCAGAGCAGAUGUUGUCUCUACAUGUCUGUCGUGUGUGUGUGUGUGUGUGUGUGACAGUGGCUGAAGUACCUGUGCAGUCAAUGAUAGUCCAGCUACAAGAGCUGCAGACUGUUUUAGUUGGUGAAUAUAAAUGUGGUCCUGCAGGGUUGAUGAAUAGAGGCUGACUGUUUUAUUUACCGACUGUUUUCCUGAUUCACUCUGUCGCUCCCCUCGUUAACUCUCUCACUCUCUCACCGGUGCGUUCAUUUCAUUUCAGGAGUUUUUCAGAAGUCUCACAAAUAUUUAGUCGGUCACUUUCUGUCCAAACUCUGUCUGGUGUGAACGUUGAGAAGAUUUGGAAAAAGACUCCUAGAAAACCAUCAGCUCACAUCUAAAGACAAGAGUUCAGAGUUUUUAGUCUCAGACGGAGAUUUUACGAAGACUGUGAAUCUUACAGGUUCAUUAUCUACAAGAGGACGACAGGAUUAUUUCCCAGUUCAGUGUUUCCCACUGGUGGAGAAUCUAUCUGUGGUGUUUGUGUGAUUUAAAGAGGGGGCGGCUCAUCAAUCAGCUGUGUGUUCACAUAUGACAACUGGGAGCUCGCUAAUGCUAAUACUCGGUACAGGAACCCCGCGGUGCAGCCUGUGUGCGCCGCAUACAAUCAUAUAAACUGAGUCUGAGGUGGCAGGUAAACAAAUCUUUAUUGUUGAAGUGUAGCGAAGUUUAUUUCGCCGUGGUGGUGAACCGUUACAUGUAGGGUAAACCCUGCAGUUAAUGUCGAAUAGACAAGUCUGAUCUGCCUACAGCUCGACUUUUUUAUCGUCAGUUAUUCUUCAUGCAUUCUCUCUCUUCUUUUUUUGACUGUCAGGUUUCCUUUUCUACUUUUGUCAGAGCUCAUCUAUUGGUUGUUGGUUGUGUUACGUCACUGCGACUUGCGAUAUUUGAUAUUGUCACAAACCCAGGACUAGAAAAGACUGAUAUAAAACAGCGCAGAUUACCACCACCUUAAAGUUAACGAUUGAGAUGACAGGAGCGUGCUGGGACUCCAGUGAAACUCGUAACCCUCAUUUAAAGACCACCUCCUCCUCAGUCUUUUUCCUGACGUCAUUCAUGUAGUUCCGUUUCUCACCUGAUCACCAACUAAACCUUCAGUUUGAUGGAUCUACAGUCAGCCGAGUGUGUUCAGUCUGAACCCUGUUUUCUAAACUCUCUGUUUCGUCUCUGUGCUCUAAAUUAAAACCAUCGUCCUGCAGAUUUAUCAUCGUUUUCACAGAAACUGUACGUCUCGCUGCCUUUUCUCCCUCAGCAGUCAGAUUUCUGGCUCCCCCUCAGACCACCCAAAGUCUUUUGGACUUACUGGAUUUCAGAGGAGGUUUCUGAAGAAGCGUCCGACUCUGCCAGCCGCAGUUUCCCCGUAAACGCCUGUAUGUUGUCUCCUCCAGCGCGUCUGUUCUCCUCCAGCUGCUAAACGCUCUCUCACGUCUGCUGCCAGCCAAAUCUCCUCCACGCUGCCAACAUCCAUGAGCCUCAGCACAGAGCGCUCUCUCAGGGGGCCCGCACACCGCCUGCUUUCUGUCCCCCGCUCAUUCACUCCUCCAGACAUGUGGAGGACUAGUUCGGUUCAUGUGGGCAAACGCAGCAGAGCGGGUUGUUUUUAUGAGAGCGUGGAUGUCAGGGAGGAGCAGAGGUGACCGGUCUCUCUGAAACAGAAGAGACCAGAUUCAGGACCUCAUUUUUAUAGAAGUGCUUUAGUGAGAGACGCUUCCUGAGCUCGCUCUAAUCCUCCAGGUCAAAACUUCCUCUUUUUGUGUUUAUUUUUUAACCCCGUCCUUCUCUUCCCGUCUUUCUCUCCAGGCUGAAGCGAGCCGAUCACCAGCUCCUCUGGGACCACAGGCUCCACUGUCGGAGGGACCACCCCAGCAGCCUCCCUAAGGUCCUGGCCAGUGUGCCCAGCUGGGACUGGGCCAGCAUCGCUCACAUCCACUCCCUGCUGCACCACUGGCCCCCUCUGCCCCCCGUCACUGCGCUGGAGAUGCUGGACUCAAAGUACGCUCUGUACCGCACACAUGUAAACAGAAAGACUUGGUGCUGGACUCUGCAGACCCCCUGAGACAUAAACCGGAUUUUGAACAUGCAUUAAGUCUGUGGUUCUGGACCUGAAUGUGUGUGUUUGUGUGUAUAAAUGUGGUGUUUGAUGGUAUUUGCAGGUUCGCAGACACGGAGGUGAGAAGUGUGGCGGUCAGCUGGAUCGAGAAGAGCAGCGAUGAUGAGCUCGCUGAUUACCUGCCGCAGUUAGUCCAGGUACAGAUGGAAGUUAAACAUCAAACUUCUUCACAACACUCGACUUUAUUGAAGAGGACGGAGUGACGGAAAAUAACAGCCGCAGCUCUGAUUUUGAAGGAUUAAAGUGACAAUAAAACAACUUACAGACAGACGAUAGUCAAAAGAUAUUAACAAUAAAAUAAACUAGACGACUGUCACUCUUUCUCUCACUCUUUUACUUGCAAUUCCUCCCUUUCACUCGCCGUCCGUUCAUCCAUUAUUCACCCCCGUGUUGCUCUCUCUCUCUCUCUCUCUCUCUCUCUCUCUCUCUCUCUCUCUCUCUCUCUCUCUCUCUCUCUCUCUCUCUCUCUCUCUCUCUCUCUCUCUCUCUCUCUCUCUCUCUCUCUGUUUCCAGGCAUUAAAGUUUGAGUGUCACCUAAAGAACGCCCUCGUCAUGUUCCUGCUGUCCAGAGCACAAGGAAACAUCAACAUCGCCCACUACCUCUACUGGUGAGUCUCUGCAGACGCACUAGAGCAGCACGCCGUCCAAGUUUGAUCGAAGGAAGAAAAAGUAAAAAUGAGUUAAGAGGAAAAGUGUAGUUCAGUAAGAGCUUUGAGUCCUGCAGCGUGAGUGUAACGACCAGCCUAGGGGAUACUGGAGGUCACAUAAAGAGUUUGACCACUCCUCUGUCACUUUCACGAUGACACAGCACAAAACGACUGAAAACAGGAUGUGCAGUCUAAAACAAUCAGUUUUUAUUGUUCUUUUUCUUUUUUUAUUGACAUAUAACUCAUGAAAUUAUCUCAGGGAGAGGAAGCAGAACAAACAGUUACAAAAAAAAACCCUCCUUUAAAUCAAAAUACCUAACCUGACAUCUACGAUAAAAAUCAAACAUAUACAAACCUGAAUUUGACUCCCUACUCAAAAACAGGAGAAAACAAGGACUGACUCUCCCCUACAUAUACCGACACAAGAACCCUCUAAGGUCCUUUAAUAACACCAAUCCAGAAUAUCACAAUAGAACUCAAAGAUGACUCGAAACGCCGCACUCUGGCGAGAUGUUGGGAGUGACAAAGGAGAGUCGGUGUCCCUGCUCCUGCAGCUGAGUUUUAAAAUGCCGCCCAUCAGCUCUCCGCCAAUCACGCGCCUCCACUCCACAGCAGUCCUCCGAUGCGCGUCUGGUGCGUCUCCACACUGCCGUCCAAUCAGGGCGCACCACCUCUGCCGCACAGCCCAGAGAAAGAGAGGAGGGAAGAAACAAACUCUCCUCUACACAAUAAAACGACAAACAAAACAAUAAUUAAUACAGUUUGAAUGACACACUGUCAUAACAGCGAGUAAAUCCAUUUCAAAAGUCUGUUUCCUGUUUCUUUUUCAUGCACACUUUAUCAAAUAAAAUUCUUUUAUUUGUUUUUAAAUCUCUAAAUAAUCUCACUCCGUUUUACCCCUCUGAGCUUCUCCACCCAUAAACACCCACCCGUAUUUCAGGUCAGCUGAUCAGCUGUUCCUAAACUAUUGAACGAUCUCCCUGAAAACAUUAGACCGGUCUCUUCUUAAACCCUCCUCUUCUCUUUGGCCUUUGCUCCUCAGUAAGACGUCGAUUAGAUUUUGAUCUUCUUUUAUUGUUUCUUUUAUUGCACCGCUCUUAUUUUACCAGCAUCUUUUGCCUUCUAGAUCUUUUUAACUGUUAUUAUCUAUAAUUUUAUGUUUUAUUUAAGAUGUUGUGUCUUUAUUUCUGAUCCUUUUAUUCAUUAUCCUGUACUGCACUUUAGUCCUCUGUGGAUGUUUCAAAGUGUUCAACAAAUAAAGUUGGAUUGGAUCAAUCGUAAGAAUUUAAAUUAGAGGUCUGGGUGUUAUGGCGAUGCGACCACACGGUUUUAGUCUUGCUAACCCACUAGAAGUUAUCCCAAAGAGGUCUAGUCCUGCCCUGCGUUCCCUAAAUGUUCCUGUUUUUGUGCCCUAGGCUGCUAAAAGAUGCUGUGCAGGAUCCGGCCUGGGGACAGCGCUACGAGCGGGUGCUGGGUGCCCUGCUGUGUCUGUGCGGCGCCAAGCUGAGGGCGGAGCUGGAGAAACAGACCAACCUGGUGACCCUGCUGGGAGCCGUCGCUGAGAGGGUCAGACAAGCCGGGGGGUCCACACGACAGGUUCUCAGUUAUUUCUUUUAUUUUUAUUUUAUUUUGAUCAAAUCUUUAAAGUCGAGGAAUCGUUUGACUUUUCCUUCAGGUGUGAUUUUUAUUUCUGUGUGUUUUUGUCUGUGUGUCCAGGUGGCGCUGCAGGAGGGUCUGGAAAACGUGCAGAACUUCUUCCAGAGGAACAGCUGCAGACUUCCUCUCAGCCCCAGUCUGGUGGCCAAGGAGCUCAAUAUCAAGGUAACACACACACACACACACACACACACACACACACACACACACACACACACACACACACACACACACACACACACACACACACACACACACACACCUCUCUGCAUGCACGUCCAUGUUUAGCUGCCUCCGUCCAUUUGAGGCUAAAAAUGUAAGAUUACAAAAUAAGAAUUACAAAGUGAAGAAAGGAGGAAACCUCUCCACUAAACUGCGGGUCAGAAACAGGAAAACAUUUUCUCUCUGUGGUUCCAACCACCGGCAGAGUGAUCUCAUGGACCCUGCAGAGAUCCUCUGAUGUCUCAUACAUAUAUUCAUCAAAGCUCUGAUUUACUGUCGAAGGCACGUGUCUGAUCAUCACGUGCGCUCUCCUGAGGAAGAGGGCGAUCAUUAGCGGUCAAAAAAAAAAAAGUGCUCUGAUGAAUCAACCAGGCCGUCAUUGUGAAUUCCUCCUGCUGCACAGAGGAGCUCCUGCUCUGAUCAGUGAGUUCAUGUAGAUCUCAUGACUCUGGUAUUUUUCCUAAAGGAUCAUUUUGCUCCUACUUGACAUUUUGCAUUAAAAAAGGUGAAUUUUUAAGCUCCUCUCAGAUGUCCGCAAAGCUGCUGAAAGUUCCUGACAUGAUCUGGACAGAAAAUCCAGACUGAAGAGAGUUUGACUUCAGAGUUAAUUUAUACUCGCCAUACCUAUGAAAAUGUACGCGCUAGUUUCAAACGAUGGUUCCGUCACUGCCCACAUACUUUCAUGCAUCUUUUACGUUGACAUGGCUGUUAACCAUCACAUCCACCAGGGGGCAGGCUGGAGUUGAAGGGACGGAGAAUUCUUUUCUCUAGUCGUACCGAUGAGAGAAAUUGACGACGAUCCUCAUUUUCAGCCUCGUCAUUGUCUACUUAGUUCCUCUGUAGAGAUGCGUAUCGGGUAGUGUCAGCACACUGCCCCCUAUGGUUUCCGGUGGUACUGCUCCGUCUGACUCGACUGAUCGUCAUCUGAUCUGAUAACAAACAGUUGUUGUAUACUUUCUGGUCAAAUUCUACUUUUUGUUUUAUACAUUACAGUCAGUGUUUGUGUUUCUACUUAAUCUUUUAAUUUUUGUUUUAAAAUUUGACAUCUCAGCGAGUUCAUAAUCCGCCUCUUAAAAACCGCACAGACUGACAGAGCCGACCUCCUGCUGUGAGGAUGUUCAUGUGUGAAAACGGCUCAUAGAGAAGUGAAACUGUGGAGUCGAGUGAAACGACCUUUGAACAGAAAAAAGUGUUUCAAACAUGUUUUUAUUUUCAAGUCGGAGAAAAGUCCCGCCUCAGCAUAAAUCCAGGAGUGAUUGUAUCCUUGAGUAAAGCCAGAGCUUAAAAAAAACAACAUAACAGCAUGUUGUGGUGAAGAGGAUGAUCUCAUCUGUUUGUGUGUGUGUGUGUGUGUGUGUGUGUGUGUGUGUGUGUGUGUGUGUGUGUGUGUGUGUAGGCCUGCUCCUUCUUCAACUCCAACGCCGUUCCCCUCAAGCUGGCUCUGGUCAACGCUGACCCGCUGGGAGAAGAAAUCAACGUCAUGUUCAAGGUGCAGACCCCUAAAACCGUCGAUCCAGAUCUGAAAUAAGACCUGAGAAUCCCCGAGUGUCUUUCAACCAGCGAGCCUCUGUUGUUGUUUACAUGCCUGUUAUCUGGGCACUGCGCCCCCUGGUGGUUGAAGUGAAAUCAGACAAUGUUUCUCUUCUUGUUCAGGUUGGAGAGGACCUGAGGCAGGACAUGCUGGCUCUCCAGAUGAUCCGCAUCAUGGACCGAAUUUGGCUCCAGGAGGGGCUCGACCUCCGCAUCGUCAACUUCAAAUGCAUCUCCACGGGAAAGGACAAAGGUGACGGUCGAGCCACGUGUUCGCCGUUUAUGUCAUGAUUAGAUUUAUCAAAGUAAAGUCCAAGUAAGAGUGAAAAUUCUGACUUUGAGGAUUCAGAUUCUGAUCCACGGAGGUUGUUGUUGUUGUUGUGGUGGUGUGUUUUGUAGGCAUGGUGGAGCUGGUUCCAUCCUCCGACACUCUGAGAAAGAUCCAGGUGGAGUACGGGGUCACCGGGUCCUUCAAAGACAAACCUCUGGCAGAGUGGCUGCGCAAGUACAACCCCGCCGAGGACGAGUACGAGAAGGUAAAAACAGAGUUUUGAUUUUAAACAUGUGCGGCGUUUUUAUACGGCGAGCUUUUAGAGUUUAGGCUUUUAAAAAAAAGUGAAAUGGUCCUUUAAAUUCUGGUUUACAGUGGUUGUAGAACUUUGCGACCUUUGGCAUCUAUAAAUGUGAAACUGUACUCCACUCUCUUGACCUUUGACCUUGCUCAGAAUCUGACCCUGAACUUCGGCAGGACGCCGGUAUAAACGUGGCGUGCUGCCUUUCUAAAAUGUCAGCAGAAUAACCUCCUGGUUCCCUUCCUCUCCGUCUCCUUUCAGGCCUCCGAGAACUUCAUCUACUCCUGCGCAGGAUGCUGCGUGGCGACCUACGUCCUGGGCAUCUGCGAUCGCCACAACGACAACAUCAUGCUGCGCUCCACGGGUCACAUGUUCCACAUCGACUUUGGGAAGUUCCUGGGUCACGCUCAGAUGUUCGGCAGCUUCAAGAGGCGAGUCUCAGAAACACUCAUGAGUGGGUUUGUAAGAUUUCACUGUGAGGGUGUGUGUGUCUGAUUCCAUCACCCACAAAAAGAAUAAAUCCAGGACAGUCAGCUGAAGGUCCCUCAGGUUUAGUGACACUCAGUACGUUUACAUGACAGUCUUUGGAAAACCAGAGUUAUCGCCUUACUCUGAAUUAAGACCGGACAACUGACGUGUAUAUAAACUCCUUAGUCCGACUAUAAUCAGAGUUUGAGAACUCCGAUUAAGACACCCAGAUAAUGUGAUUGAAAUUCUAUUUUCUCUACCAAAUAACCGUAGUCGGUUGCAGGAGUUCCUGUUUUUCCUCACAGACAGAUUCUGGUUCAGUUUUGAUCACGACUCGGUAUUUUAGCACGUUUUCCUCGUUUACAUCUUCCCUGAAACAGCAGCCAUAAUUUUUGACCUUUUCCUCUGACUUAUUUCUGGGACUUUAAGUGCCUCGCUGACGGUUCCCCCCUGUGGUACUUUGAGUCUUGCGGAGAAGGAGGUUCUUUCGCUCUGAUCUGGAUUUCCCUAAGGAUUGAAACCCAUGACCCCUGACUCACUGAGUUUCCAUGUUAGCUCCUCCCCCUCCUCAGAUGCUAAGUUUAAACUCUCUCUCUCUCCCAUCAGGGACCGAGCUCCGUUCGUUCUGACCUCUGACAUGGCGUACGUCAUCAACGGAGGUGAGCGUCCCACCAGCCGUUUCCAGCUCUUCGUCGACUUGUGCUGCCAGGCCUACAACCUCAUCCGCAAACACUCCGGGCUUUUCCUCAACCUGCUGUCGCUGGUGAGACACAAACACACACACACAUGCACUAAAGACACACACACACACACUGCAGAUACGGAGCCUGAAACAGUCUGUAUGAGUCAGUUAAAGUCAGUCCGUUCUCACAGCUCAGACUGAAACUCAAAAUAAUCUGAAGACUGUUUUUCCAGGACGAAUCGGCUCAUUUUUUAACCUAAAGUCUCUGAAAUAUUCUCAUAAAGCUGUCACACUUUCACACAGUCCUGAGUGACAUCCUCAGGUGAUUUCUCUGAUAAACUCCAAAUAUCCGGUUUACACUCAUGCCUCCUCCAGCUGACCUGUUUUCAAAUCUCAUUUCUCAUCCUGGUCUUUUGAAACUUUUUCACACUUUUGGCUCUUUCCUCUUCCUCUUGUGGAGCUGAACUAAUUUCUUUGCACCUGCAAGAGCCUGAAAAACAAGAAAUGCAAGCGAAGCAGAGCAGCAGUUUCUCCAUCAUUAAUCAGCUUUACUGUAGAUCUGGAGGUCUGUUCCUGCUGCACGCUGUAGUUCGGGGCAGAACUUCUACUGUCUGUACAUAUGUGUCUUAUUAACACCAGAAAAAAUCCAUAAUAUUGUUUUUUAAAGGAUAGCAGCAUUAUGCAAUUCAUUACAUGUUUCUGUAGGUUUUCUCUUCCAUGUUAUCCUUGCAGAUUUGUGGAUUUUUGUUGCUUCUGUUACAAACAGAGAGUUUUAAAAAGUACCUCACCUCCUAAGUUCAUCUCCUCCUGUGUGGUGUCUGUCUCACAGAUGACGUCUUCAGGCCUCCCAGAACUGACCGGACCUCAGGACCUCAAAUACGUGUUUGAUGCUCUUCAGCCGCACAACACAGACGCUGAGGCCACCAUCUUCUUCACCAGGUAAACAAUAUGAUACAAUAUAUGAUACAAUAUGAUAUGAUUUGAUAUUUUGAGAUAUGAUAUGAUACAUAUGAAAUGAUAUUAUACAUGAUAUGAUAUAAUAUCAUAUGAUAUAAUAUGAUACCAUACAAUAUGAUAUAAUACAGAUAUGAUAUGAUACAAUAUGAUAUGUUAAGAUAUGGUAUGAUACAGUACAAUAUGAUAUGAUGUAAUAUAUUUUCCUGUCCCCUUGGUGAAAUGUGAGUGCUGCACAUGCUCAGUUGCGUCCACAAUACUGUUAAUGUUUAAAACUACCAAUGACCCAGAUGCAAACAACGAAAGAACUCAUACCAAAGACACGACAGCAAACAGGCAACAGAUUUCACAUAAAGACGGCUCAGUAAGAGGAAGACAGAAGACAAAAAAAAAAAUUCUUUCAUUCUUUGAGUCGGGAACAUAACUUAAAGGUGUGACAUGGAGCUCUCUUAAAGGUUUUUCCUUCUCCUCUGAGGUGUUCACAUGCACACAGCUGUCUUUUGGUUAAAGAUGUUGUCACUGAGAGACUCAGUCUGGGCUGCAACAAACUCCAAAUCCACCAGGUGGCAGCAUCAGCACGUUAAGGAAAAAACAACUUCAGUUUCAAAGUACAGACAGAAACUCGUGAUGAGUAAAUAAACUAUCAGGAGGAGCUUGUUUUGCAGCAGAAGACAUUUAAGUUUGUUGACAAAGAGUUUGUAAAUUGGAGGCAGAGACAUUGGCUUUGACUUAUGGCAUUUUAAGAUAAUCUCCACUGUUGAUUUCUGUGCUCAAAAGGCGGAUAAAACCACACAGACGUUCACAUUUAACUGAUUAUCCGCUACUGUAUCUGAAAACACCGUAACACCUCCUCUGGUCUCCUCUGCAGGCUCAUAGAGUCCAGUCUGGGCAGCGUGGCCACCAAGUUCAACUUCUUCAUCCACAACCUCGCUCAGCUCCGAUUCUCUGGACUGCCGGCAAACGACGAGCCCAUCCUCUCCUUCUCGCCGAAGACGUACACGCUCAAACAGGAGGGACGCAUCCUCCACGCCUCCAUCUUCUCCUUCCAGAAGAGAUACAACCCCGACAAGCACUAUGUGAGUCUUUUUUUCACCUGUUUCUGCUCCCUCACAUCACAUUAUUGUCGUCUAACGCUCGGUCUGUCCUCUCUGCGCAGACGUAUGUGGUGAGGCUCAUGAGGGAGGGUCAGAACGAGCCCCAGUUCGUCUUCCGCACUUUUGACGAGUUUCAGGAGCUUCACAACAAACUCACCAUCCUCUUCCCUCUCUGGAAGCUGCCCAGGUAAGACCUCACCUUUGCUGAGACUCUUACCGUCUUACAGAGAACUUCUACGGUACAAAACCUGAACUACAGACGAGCGAGAUCAGUGAACAACCUCUGAACAAGAUCGUUUUGUGAGAAAGUGUUUGUGAAACAUGAAACAUUUACUCAGUCUGACAUCUCCAAACCUGCGCACGAUCCACCUCUCCCUCUGUAACCUGCUGUUGUUGCCAUGCCGACUCAACAUCAGUGAAGAGUUGCAUCAGAAAGUGCUCUUCUUUCCCUCCCUCUCUCUAGUUUCCCCAACAAGAUGGUGCUCGGGCGCACACACAUCAAGGAAGUGGCGGCCAAGAGGAAAUUCGAGCUCAAUAACUACGUCCACAACCUGAUGAGGAGCUCCGCAGAGGUCAACCAGGUACAUAUGGAGACGUGUCGGGUCUUAGUGGGUCACAGUUGGUGUUUCGUACCUGAGGUUAAAGGAACCUCUUGUUUUCUGACUCUAGUGUGACCUGAUCUACACCUUCUUUCAUCCGAUCGCACGAGAUGACAAGACAGAAGGGUUGGACGCCACAGCGAAAGCACCAGGUACAAACCUGAACUUUUGAACCCCACUUUAUUCAGCAGUAACGAUAAAGGUUCAUUCAAAUUUACGAAGUUUGGCUUUUUGAAUUUUUUAUUCAACUUUUUGAAAAUAAAAAGUUUUAGCAGCAGUGUAAUACAAAGUCAUAUCAUCGGCAUAAAGAUGAAUUUUUCAACCCCAAACAGAUGAAACAGUUUUAUUUAUACAAAGAGUAAAUAGGAAAAGGACCCAGGACGGAUCCUUGUGGAACACCAUUUGUAAUUGAACAGGCCUGAGUGCUGUACACUACUGAUGUGGAUGUUAUUGAAGCCAGGAUUUCAAGGUUCCUACGCAAGUAUGGAAAUAAAUUUGAUCAAUUUCCAGGUCUUUAAAAGUACGAAAAAUUAAAAAUAACGUAUGGAAAAAUAUGUAUAUUUCCAGACUAUUACCACAGUAAUAAAAUACUGUUUUCUAUAAUAGAAAAGUAGGUAUUUCCAAAAAUAAUUCCCAAAAUUAGGGUGUAGAAAAGUAUGAAAAUUUCAACUGUGUAGGAACCUUCUGGUAUUUUCUAUUUUGGUGCAAUUUUCAUAAAUAAAAUACGUCCAGGUUUCUGUUGACAUCAUCCUAUGAUUGAUCUGACAUGUGACGUGUGGUGUCUGAUUGUCACAGAGCCCCCGCUGAGUCCCACCUCUGGUCGUGUGGAAGGAGAAGUGAAACUCUCGAUCUCCUACAGAAACAGUAACCUGUUCAUCAUGGUCAUGCACAUCAGAGAUCUGGUAAAAACACAGAUCACAUUUUUAAAGAUGACGUCUCUGUGAUCGUUUCUCACUGCGUUUCUCUGUUUGCCGUCUAACUAUCAAUCUCUCUGCUCUCAUUCAGGUGUCUGAAGACGGGACGGAUCCCAACCCAUAUGUGAAAACCUACCUGCUUCCAGAUCCUCACAAGACCUCCAAACGCAAGACCAAGAUCUCGAGGAAAACCAGGAACCCGACCUUCAAUGAGAUGGUGAGAGAGCACCGAGAAAGUUUAACUGCACAUCAGUGUUUGUCGCGAUUUCACCAAAUUUCAGGUCCAGUUUUAGCCUAAAGCUCCUGGUGUUCAAGUCUGAGAAGAUCUUGAGUUUAGUAAAGUCUAGAGUUUGAUUAGAGACCCUGUUUUGAGAGGAUUAACCUGAAGAGAUUUACGCCUCAUGGUCAAACCCUUAAUUCUCUCCCUCUCCCUCCACAGCUGGUUUACAGCGGCUACAGCAAGGAAACCCUCGGGCUGCGUGAGCUCCAACUGAGCGUGCUCAGCGCCGAGUCGCUGCGUGAGAACUACUUCCUGGGCGGCAUCACGCUCAGACUGAAAGACUUUGACCUCAGCAAGGAGACGGUCAAGUGGUACAAACUCACGGCCGUCCCCUACUUCUAAACCUCUCCCCGCCCGCCGCCUCCCUCCCCUGAAGUCAGGAUAGACUCCGCCUCUCUGCAUUCACCUCGUACGGGAAAGGAAAGCGCCGAAAAACCUUUUUAGUUCAUUAAAAAAAAAAAAACUCCAGAGCUUCCAGAAGUUGUGCGUUUGGCAAUCAGCCGUCUCCCUGUGAGGGUGUUUGAUCAGAAAAUUUAGAAAAACAAGUAGUGAUGAUUUUAGUUCAACUUUUACCAAACAAAUGGACUUUUUUUGGGCAUGAAUUGUUAAAAAUUGGUUUUUCUAAGAGGUCGUUUACUUUAAUUCUGAUCCUGAUGCUUCAGCGGUUUAUCCCGUAUGACCUGAAUGCAGACCCCCAGACUCCUCCAGACGGAUCCUGACGGGACGAUGGAGCAGGCGGACUCUCAGACUGAGAGAGAGAGGGGAGGCUGCUCUUCUUUCUUCGCUUUCUCCCUCUCAAACUAAUUGAGAUUGUUUUUGUGACAAACAAUCGCUUCUUCUUCUUCUUUUCGUCUUCUUUUUUUCCCCCUAAACUAUAACAAAGAGCUGUAAUGUUUUGUACAUUUUGAUAUUAGAGGACCAAAACGGCUUACUUUCAGAAGAGUAUAUAUAGAUCGACAGGUUUAUUUUUUAAGGGAUAGAAAGGGGGAUCUUUUUACAUUUUCCUUUGUUUAUUUUCUAUAUAGACAAAUAGGAGGUAUCAGGGUUUCCUGCUUUGCAGCAGACACUUCUGGGUAGAGUAGUCCAGCGCUCCAGAUUCCAGGAAGUCAACAGUGACCUUAUGAAUCCACGAGAAUGUGCCAAACGUAAUAAGAGGGACGGCAAAUCAAACCACUCUCCCAGGUAGGGAGCAGAACAGGGUGCCUUUGUUUGUGCUCACAAUCUCUUUUACUACACAACUUGGCCUUACUGGGACAAAACUAUAUUUUAAUACCAAUCUGAAAAGUCCUUAUAAAAGAAACAUCUAUAUUCUAUAAAUCUAGAUCAGGAGUUCUUCCAGAGCAGGUAAUUUUCUAACUGUGGACUGCCUCUAAAUGCACACUACCAGGUCUCUCUUUCAUGGUAUUACUUGACUUUUUCACACAGCACACCUUAAAGGGGAAUUUGUAUUAUAAGCUUCACACGCACUCUUCUCUGCACUCUGUAAGGACAGAUUGUGAUCGCUCAGAAUCACAGAGUAGAAACAGUUCAGCAGCGCUUCCUUUCUCGGUUCAGACUCUUCUCACUGCGGUAUACGGACCCUGUUAACGCUGGAGUCUGGAUGUGAGGCUUUUUCAACUCAGGCAGCAAAACCACGCUCACUCCCAGUGCCUAAAAGUGGUGCAAAAAUGCCGUAAAACUCAAGUCGGAUAUUAGCGACUUUUCCUGCCGGUGAAGUCCAGAUCCAGCCAGGUCUUAUGAUAUUUUAGAGAAAACCUUCUGAGCAAUGGAAGACAAAAAAAAAUCUUUAUAAAAAGGGAACAAGAUCCUGUGCAAGAGACGAGCUGCUUCUCCUUCCACUCGCUAACUUUGUUGUUAAUGUUUAAUAAAGAAAUUAAGAUGAUUUAUCUGAAAUUUUUUCAAAGAGAUCUACAAGAUAUUUGUGAUCAGAGAGCAACACUCACACGAUGAAUAUUAGUGACUUGAUCCACUCUUUUAGUGACUGUACAAAGAACACAAGCAGAGUUUGUAUUAACAUGGCCAGUUAUUUAUUCUUAAUUGGUGACCUGUAACCCGAAUGGAUCAGUGUGUACUGUAAUCCCUCUUUCCUAAAGCAAAUUAAAUGUUUUUGGAACAAAUGUGAGCGGACUUGUUCUUUC